GUUCCAGUAUCGAGCGGUCCGCGGGAACGAUUAUAUUACGAUAACAAAAGCGCAAUAAACGUGUCUUGACAGAUGAGGCGCCGUACCUUAAACCGGAGUUCGGCACCGUGACGGCAUGAGUGCGUCCGGAAAGGACCCGGGCGAGGGGCCUAAAAGGCCUCCGGAAUCGCCCCAGAGUCCUUCGCAUAAAAAGCUUAGGGAAACCGUCAGCUUCUACGAGAAGGUGUGGACUGGGGAUAACAGGGCGGCCGGCACCCACGGAGAAGGCGUCUGUGUGGACGUCGAGGAACUAGAAAAGAAACUCGCUGAGGAAAGGAGUAGACAUUUCGAAGAGAGUGCGUUGGAAAAAGUGUCAUUAAGACACACGCCUCAGGCGUCUCCGAGACGCGACGUGCAGCACAGUCAGACGGUCGGUGCAGACGGCAGCUUCCAGGAAACAUUCACCAGCACCACCCAAGAAGGUGACCUCUCCACCGGUGCUCGUACUGUAAAAUUCGAAAAAGUGACGGUUAGGAAGACGGUGCGCCAAAUUACGUCGUCGAGUACUUCACAUUCCAUUAAAAAAGUGUUAUCGACGAGUCGAACACCAUCAGAGGAAAAAAUUGACGAUUCUGCCUAUGUAUCACAGUCCAACGGCAAUUUUGCAACUUCCAAGACAUCCAGUCAAACAUCUUUAACCGGAAAGUUUUCUUCAGAAGAAAGUCUUCGCAGAACUCCAUCCAAAGAACGAUUAAGGGACGAGUGGGACAGUAACAGCAGUAGUAGCAAGGUUACUAGUUCCAGUUCCGAGUGGUACAAUGAAUAUAGAACUCAAAGUAUACAAAGUGGGUCGAGUAAAUUGGAAUACGUCAGAAGCAAAUCUCAGUAUGAAGAGCAUAUCGAUAACAUUCGAGAUGAACAGGAGAGGGUUCAAAAGAAGACUUUUGUUAACUGGAUCAAUUCCUAUCUAUCUAAGCGAGUUCCACCGUUGAGGAUAGAUAAUCUGAUCGAAGACUUAAGAGAUGGAACUAGGUUAUUGGCAUUACUGGAAGUGCUGUCAGGGGAAAGACUGCCGGUUGAGAGAGGACGGGUCUUAAGACGACCGCAUUUUCUUAGUAAUGCAAAUACAGCUCUGCAGUUUUUGGCGUCUAAACGGAUUAAACUGGUCAAUAUCAACGCGAGCGAUUUGGUAGAUGGAAGACCGCCAGUAGUGCUGGGACUUAUUUGGACCAUUAUUUUAUACUUCCAGCUUCGUAAGGAAUGGUACUUUUGUCUGAUUGAAGAAAACAGCAGAGCUCUCGAAUAUCUUGCACGCUGGGGUAGUGCCAGCAGUUUGGAGAGCGCCGGUACUACCUCAUCAAAAGACAAAUGGAAGCAGGGUGCCAGAAAAACUUUACUCAACUGGGUAUCGAACGCUUUGCCGGACGAUUCAGGGGUAGAAGUGAAAGAUUUCGGAGCCAGCUGGAGGGACGGUAUCGCGUUCCUCGCGCUCAUAGACGCUAUUAAGAAGAAUCUCGUGAACAUUGCGGCAAUGAAAAAGGCUUCUAAUAAAGCCAGACUCGAAACAGCGUUCGACGUUGCCGAAACCGAGCUGGGUAUCCCGAAAAUCCUCGAUCCCGAAGACGUGGAUGUGCCGAAACCCGACGAAAGAUCGAUUAUGACGUACGUGGCUCAAUUUUUGCACCGUUAUCCUGAACCUAAAAGUACCGGUCCGGAUGCAAUCGCAGCUAUUCAAGAACAAUUCGGAGAAUUGUUGUCUUGGUUGCUUCAGAAGACUCAACACUUGGAGCACCUCGAGCAAACCCAUUCGCAUCCACUCAGCUACGAGACUUAUUUAGCAGUCAAAUCAGAAACCGACAAUAAAGAACUGACAUAUAACAAACUAAGAACUUUAAUGGAAUCACAAAGCGCCCUUUCCUUUUCGAGAGAGGGUUGGUCCGAUAUUACCAGAUUAUGGGAAAAAUUAAGGUGGCAGCUAUUUGUUUGGUUGUGGCAUUUAGAUUCCCGAUUGCCAGGCGAAUUUAAAGAAAUCGGCGAGUGGGUGGCGAAGGCAGAGAGAAUGAUUUACUUUGAUGAAAUUCCUACUUUGAUGAACGAAGAAACAGCCACUAUUAUAAGUAGAAAACUGGAAGAGCAUAAAGCGUUUUUCGCCGACUUGCCAAAUAUUCAACAGAAAUUUUCCCAAUUAUGCCAGACCCCUCUUGCCAGAGAAGUGCCUUCCGAACAGUUAAGUAAUAUGGCUGUUAGACUGAGUGGUAUUCCGCCUAAGGCUGCCCAAAGGAGAGUCAGGCUUAAGUUCCUUGAACACAAGUGUUGCCUUAUUGCAUUUUUGCAACUGACCGAAACCAAGCUGAAGCAAUGGACCGCGAAGUAUGGGCGUGUCGAUAAAGUGGUCCAGUUGCUGGAACAAUACAGAAAUUUCGUUUCCAAAAAUCACAUAUUCCAAGAAUUUAAUAAAGCGUUUCGUGAUAUGCAAGCGGUUAUCGAAGAAUAUAAACGUGACGGGGAUAUAGACAAACGAGAAAUCAUCGAAAUAGACAAAUUCAUGAGAGACACAGCAGACAGAUGGAAAAAUGUUUCGAUGGAAUUACGAUGCGUACAGAGCAUGUUGGAAGAAGUUGUUGCAUAUUGGCGAAGAUGGGACUCUUUAUCGGCAGAAUUAGAAAAUUGGCUGAGUCAAGCAGAUAAAGCUCUACAUCUUUCAGAAGACGACAAAAUGGAAUUUUUCCAGGAUAUUAGCGUUUGGAAAGACAAAUACCAGUUAUUAGGUGAAACAGUUAGCUUCCUGAUAGCGACGUGUGAAGAUAGCAUCUCCUUGCAAUUGCGGGAAGCGUAUCAAAACAUGACAGACCGUUGGAAUACAAUCUAUCCCCAAGUCAAUCAAUACAGCCAUGCGGGUGACAUCUUGCGAAAUAGAAAAGAUUUUCGAUCUGGGGUCGAGGUUUUAUCUAACUGGCUAAGAAAAGCAGAGGAGACUUUGAACACGCCAUCAUUGGGAUCUACAGAACGAAUUUGUAAACACAGAGAUAAUUUGAUGAAUCUACAAUCAGAAGUUGAAGAAAUAGAAAAUCUGUUUAAAAAUAUCAGCAAAGCCUUCCAGUCGUUAAUUCAAGAUCUUUCAAGGGAAGAAGUAGACAAAAUGAUGACCACACUUAAACAAGAGAAGGAAGCUUUGGUCAAAAUAAGAGCACUAAUUCCGUCACAAAUUCAUCUUUUUAAUCAACUUUUGAUUCAACAAGAGUCACUGGAAUCGGGUCAAAAAGAAAUCAAUGGAUGGUUAGAUAAAGCAGAGGCUUUGUUGAGCACCUUGACCUUGGAAGCUGAUAAGGAACAGCUUAAAGAACAAAUAGACAAAGUCAAGCAAUUCUUUACCCGAACUCUGUACUACAAAUCAAUGCUCGAGAGUAAGAACAAAGUGAUGCACAACAUUGUGAACUCUGUAGAUCAAACUAAUAAUCCAGACGUUGUCCAAAUGACCGAAAAUAUGGAGUUACUCAACGACAGGUUUGCUUAUGUCACUCAAAAUGAGCAGAUGUGGGAACAGAGGCUCCAAGAAGCUUUGCGUUGUUGGCACAACUUCACAGAAAGUCAAAGGGUCAUAUCAACAUGGCUGAACCAAGCCGAGAAAUUAAUAUCGGAAAAACGCAUUGAUAGCAAAGAAAUUGUCGAAGAGCAUAAGAACUUCUUCGAAUCUGUUAACGAGAGAUGGAUACACAAUCUAGUACAAAGCGCACAAGAUCUAUGCAAUUGUCUUCCCAAAGAGUUACACGCUCCAAUUACAUCUUCCGUGCAUCACUUACAAAAUAAAUGGAAGGAAGUACUAUCGUUUGCACCGCUGCAUCUUAUGAGACUUGAAUUUCGAUUGGACGAAAACACUUUUAACUAUUACGUAAACGAACUGGAAAGAGAAAUUCAAACUGAAAACAUCAUGAUAACUAAACAAGAAAAUAUAGAAACCAUUAUUAUUAGACAUAGAGAGUUCUUUAGUUCAAAAGGUCCUUUGGCCGAAACGCAUAGGAGCAUGCAAAAUUUAGAGAACGUGGCAAAACUUUAUUCUAAAAAUUUUGCAGAAGACAAGAGCAUUGAAGAAUCGGUAGAAAAGGCCAAGCAACAAUGGCAGAACAUCAACAUCAAAAUAGGGAAUAUCCAACAGCAGCUUGAGAAAAUUCCGGAAAAAUGGGAACAGUACCAUGGCAAAUUCAACGAAAUGGUCGAAUGGAUGGACACGGUUGACAGCGCUUUAAAGAACAUAUUGACGGAAGUUACUUCCAGUGAAGAGUUCGAUAAGGAGAUUGCCACAUUCAAGAGUAUCUGUCAGGAAGCCGACAGCAAGCGGGAAGACAUGAAAUGGUUAGUUCAGACACUCGAUUCCCUUGCGUCGCAUUCGCCCGACGACAAAGCUCUCGCCGAACAGAAAAAUCUAGAAAAACUAAUCGUGAGAUACAAAAAUCUGAUACCCUCCUUGGAAAUAACGAUGACGAAAACCGAAACAUUGUCAAAAUGUUACACUUAUCGUCGGGAGGUGCGCCAAAUCUGCGAGCUGCUAAGGCGAGUCAGAGACCAAUCCGAAAAAACGACGGUGCCAUUUUUUGAAAAACUCGACGAUUCCGUCAGGCAACAAGAACAGACAGUUUCUCAUUUGGACGAGCAAAGGCCGCUUAUUAUGACUCUUCUACAUAAGGGAAAAGAACUCACAAGAGACAUCCACGCGCCAAGUUUCGUAGCGGACGAUGUCAAAACACUUGAGACAGGCUGGACUGAAACGUACGAUGAAAGCGUUGAGAGACUGCAUAAACUUGUGAGCACCCAUCAGGUUUAUACGUCGUACAAAGAACAGAGGAACGAACUGAAGCAGCUCUUGGAGAGAGCGGAGAAAGAUUUACAAACUACAGGCGCGACAGCUUCGACUACCGAUUUACUCUCUAAACAACAGUUGGUGGUUCAUCUUCGCGAUGCCAGAGAAGGCUUGCAACCCUUAAAGGAGUUAAGUGCGAAGUUAUCCGAAAACGCAGCCGAACCACAAAGAGCAACACUUAACAACGAAAUCGAGGAGCUGGAGCGCCGUUUGGAAACGACAACGUCCAAUGUUCAAGAGCAAAUAGCAUUCUUGCAACAAUGCAAUACCAAAAUCAGCACCAUACAUACAAAGGUUAAUCAAUUAAAAAGCUGGUCACUGCAAGAAGCGCCUCAGCUUUUAUCAUCUGUCCAAGAAACUAGUCUAACACCGGAGGAUAGGGUUCAAAAAGCUCAGAAACUGGAGUCCGAAAUUGCUAGUAAAAUCACACUACUCGAUGAUCUUAAAAACGAAGCUUCCCAAGUGUUAUUCGAUGAAAAUCCUGAAGCUCAGCGACUUAACGCGGAAGUCGGUGCUUUACGCGAACACGUUAUAACGCUGAAGAAACAUGCCGAGAGUCAAGCCGCAAUUUUAUCGAAAGAUCUAGGGAACUGGCAAAUUUACAAAUCGAGUUUACAAGAAAUUGUUCCGGUCCUGCAAAAGGCGGAAGAAAAAGCGCAGAGUGGACUUUCUAAACCGUCCACUCUGGAAGAAGCGGUAAGAAUCCAAGCAGAAGCUAAGGAUUUCUCAAAAGAAUGCAAUACCCAAUUACAAAAAUUACAAAAUAUACAAAAUUUAGAACAACAAAUUGUAAUCAAAUCUGAAGCACCGGAUGAAGUCGACUCGAUCAGAACUAGACUGCACAAUCUGCAAGAAACUUCGACCCAAUGGAAUACUAAACUGGAGAAAGUGGUUAACCAUUGGUUAGAGUUUGACAAAAACGUGCAGCGACUAGAGAACUGGACGGUUACGAGCGAACAAGCUUUAAUCGAAAAUCCAGUUAAUGUAAACACACCGAACGUUGAAAGAUUAGAAAAAGAACUUAUAAAAUUAAAGCAAUUUAAUAAUGAAAUAUCCGAACAACAAGCCAAACUAAUAUCGCUAACCCAGAGUUCAGAUAGUAUUGCUUACAAUAUUUCGCCAGAAGGUGCUGCAUUAAUUAAAGAUCAAGUGCAAGGGUUAAAAGCAAAGGUUACUAACUUGGCGGAAAGCGUGAGAGCUAAAAUCAACGACGUGUCAGACGCUAUUCUAGCAAGACACGAUUUUCAAGCUAAAUUUUCCGACUACACUAAUUGGUUGGAAAACGUUGCCACCAAUUCCGCGCGUUUGGAUGAAGUUCCCGCAGACAAAGUGGACUCGGCCAUAGAAAGUAUUCAUAUUUUGCUUCAAGAGCACGCUGAGAAGCAGCCGCUGUUUAACAAAAUUUACAACGAAGUCAAGGAGAUCAGCAUUCAAGCGUCUAAGAAAGAAACAGAACCUUUGAACGAAGAGUACACUAACUUGGUGCGUUAUAAUCAGGAAACCGAACAUAAACUUCACAACAAACUAACUUCCCUUCAAAGAUGGAGCGAAUUGCUCAAUUGGCAUACAGAUGGUAUCAACCAACUAAAUCAUAUCAAAGUGCAAUUAGAAAAUGAAAAUUGUUCACCUGAAAAACUUCAAGAAUUGAUUAACGAGUCCGAUUCGGUCAUAGAAAGCAUAAUUAAUUGGAAGAAAGCUAUACCAACUAUCGAUAGCAAUCAAGUAGUUACCAUCUUAGAUAAACAGACAGGGUUACCUAUAACUGCCGAAAAUAUCGUUAGAGAAGUUGAAAUUCAGGCUAUCAACUUAAAAUCCCGACUUGGCAACAAACUUGACGAAAAACAAAAAAUUAAGAGCCAUUGGAAUAAAUUUAACGACAUGCAGCGAAACUUGUUAUCAGAGUUGAACGCUACAAAAUCGCAAUUAGCAACCCUAAAAGACAAGGCCAAACAUUCUAGCGAUUUGCCUCGCGCAGUAGAGGAUUUGGGCAAAUUAUUAGAAGCGCAAAUCGAAAAAGCGCAGCUCAAAGAUGAAUUGAGAAAAGAAGCUGUACAAUUGAUGCGGGAAGACAUUCAAAAUGUUUCCGUGAUACAAAAUGCAAUUUCUGAUAUCGAAAGCCACUGGAACAAAGUAAACGAGGACAUAAAGGAAGACAAACUACAACUGUCGGACAUUAUUCACGCUUGGAAUGAAUUUCAGGAAUCUAAAGAUCGUAUUGUCACGGAAAUAGGAAAGAUCGACAAAACAUUGGAAAAUUUGGAAGCUCCCAACGAUCUCAUUCAAUCCCAUGUAAACGCCGAUAAGGCAAAAAAAGCAUUGGAAGCAAUUAAGAAAACCAAAUCCUCUCUCGAUAAAGUCGACUCUAAAGGGCAAACAAUUAUUAAAAAAUCUGAUAAAAUACCGGGGAUAGAAUCCGAGGUUAGACGAGAUUUAAAAAUUGUUAACGAUGUUUGGGCUAAAAUUUAUGAAAAAAUUGUUAAAACUGUAAACUCGACCGAAUCUGAGGCCACUAUAUGGAGACACAUAGAAGAGACUAAAAAUACGUUACUUCAAUGGCUAAGUAACCAAAACGCGGCCCUUAUUUCGGCAUCUGAGACACCAAGCGACCUAGAUAAUUCUUCUGCCAAAUUAGCGAAAUAUAGAGAAGAGUUGCCGUCACACCAGAGGUUAUUUCAAAGCAUACCCAACAAAUACAAUCAGCUUCGGCAAUUUACAGAUGGCAAGGAAAUUCCGACAGUUCAAACCUUAAUAAAACUUUUGGAGGAUCAGUUCGAUGUUGUUGAGAAGAACGCAGAAAACUUAGAAUCUGUAACGUCAACCUUUGGUGAAAAGGAAAAAGGUAUUCGCGAAAAUAUCAAAAGAAUUGGAACAACUAUAUCGAAUUUGAGAGAGGAAAUAAUCAAAUGUGAAGAUUUCUCCGGAGACAAUGCCAAAAUUUUGGAAAGAUUGCUAACGCUUAAAACCCUAAGACAGCAACAGUUGGACGCACAACCUGAUCUGUUGAGAAUUAGUGAUGACAUCACAGAAAUGACGAAUGCUUAUCCCAAGUUUUCGGAAAGCAAUACAUUAAAGGAAUACGAAUCUCUGAAAAAACGUUACCUAACCAUACAGAAUCACGUAACGAAGGUAGAAAUUUCCCUCUCGUCGUUACUAAAAAAGUUUUACAACGACGGAUUCAGCGCGUUAAAAAGAAUAGUAUCGUCACAGAAGGAAAAAAUAGAGUGGUGCCUACCUGAACCUACGAGCGACAAAUACAAUUUGCAAGUAAAACUUAAUUCUCUUACGCCAAUUGAAGCUACCUUGGACGAAUGUGAAAAUCGUAUUGCGGAACUGACCACCUCUAUGCAGAUGUUGGCGCAAGUUGAAUCGCCUGAAAACAUUAAGCUGCUUAAAGCAGAAAAGGAUCACCUGACGCUGGACUUUAACAAUCUGAAACAAGAAUUUGAAAGGACUAAGGACAUGUUAGCUAAAAACAUAAACAUGCAGAACGACUAUGAACAAACAGCAGAAACUAUUUCGAGCUGGUUAAAACAAAUGGAAGGCAGGGUUAAAUCCGAAAGCACUGUCCAAAUGGACUUGGAUAAAAUUAACCAGAAGAGGGGAGAUAUUCAAAAACUUUACGACGACGUCCUGGCUUCUGAAAGCGAAAUGAACAGUCUAACACCCAUCAGUGAGCAACUCUUGAAAGCUCUUCCUGAAUCUAGAAUUCCUCAAUUUGUACAGCAUUUAAACUCUAGAUAUCAGUCUCUAGUAAAAUUUUUGUCAAAUUACUUAGAAAAACUGGACGAAUUAGAAAAAUACAACCAGCUUUACAGGAACAGUGUCGGCGACUUAGAAGCGUGGUUGGAUCAAGCCAAUGAAAAGAUCAAUUCAUUUUCUGAAAUUUCGCACAAGCCCAACCAGGCAACAUUGGAGAAACUCAAGAAAUUCAGCGGCGAAAAAGAAAAGGGUCAAGAGCUUUUGGGUAAAGCAGUAUCUCAUGGAGAGGCUUUGUUUAGCGGAAUUACACCGGAAAAUCGGGAAACAAUAAGAACAGAACUACGAACUUUAAGAAAUAACUCUGAAGCCUUAAUUGACAGACUAAACCAAAUAUAUAAGAAUGUAGAGAACGCGUUAACCCAACGACAUUCGUUUGAUGAUAGCCUCCAGCAGGUAGCGAUAUGGAUUAACGAUACUUCAACGAAGUUAUUGAGUGAACCAAAACUGGAUGCAAGUUUGCCAGAUAAAAAGCAAACCCUUUACAGUUACAAAGUAUUGGGCCAAGAUAUAGCUCUCCACAAAGGCUUGUUGCAGCAAUUACAAGAGAAAAUUGGAACGUUUUCUGAUGCUGAUGCUGAAUUCAAACUUAAGGACAGCUUUCAAGAAACUACCAAGUUUUCUGAGGAGGCAAGCAAGCGAAUUAAACAAUGGGAAGAUUACGUAGAAAACCAUGAAGCAUAUAACCAAGCCAUUGAGAAGUGCCACGAUUGGCUCAGUGCAUUAACAGCUGAAGCGGCCUCUUUGAUCGAUGAAUCUUCAGAAGAAUCACCGGAAGGUAAACUCACCAUAGUCGACAAUCUUCUAGCUCAAAAAGAUGAAGGUGACCAAAUAAUAUCAUCGUGCAAACAACAACUAGAAAGCGUCGUCAUUCAGACAGCGCCAGAAGGUCAUCCUCCACUAAUAAACAUUUUUGAUGAACAAGAAAAAUCGUGGAUGUUAUUUUUGGAACUUUGCACGGACGCAAAAGAAAAACUUAAUAUUAUUACGAAUCAGUAUGCAGAAGUUGGGAAGCUGAUGGACAGUUUGGAGGCGUGGCUCAAGUUUAAAGAAAAUCAAGUGAAAGAUCAAAGCUUGAAAAAUACAGAGGACGCCAAAAGAAAGCAUUUGGAUAAACUUAAAGGCUUAGAGAAGGAAAUAAUAACCAAAGAACCGGAAUUUUCCAAUUUCACGGAAAUGAUCAAGAAUAUAGAAACUGAUACCAAAGUGUCUCAAUUAGCAAGCAGAUAUCAGUCCCUUAAAAAAUCGAUAAAAGAGAAUGUCAACAGAUACGAAGGAUUUGUAAAUGAACAUCAACAAUUUAACGCAGAUUAUAACGAAUUUUUACACUGGCUAUCUGACAAAGAAGAGGAACUCCAAGAUUUGUGCCAUAUCGUAGGAGACCUCAAUGUUCUACAAAAGCGACAAAAUGGCAUAAGGCAAUUAGUCGACGAAAAAAAUCAGCGAAGCUUGGAAUUUGAGCACCUUGUCGAAAAGGGAGAAAAACUUUACGCUCAUACUUCCCCCGACGGAAGAGAUAUUAUCAGACAACAGCUGCGGAACAUUCGAACUAUUUGGGAUACAUUGGGUGAUGACUUACAGACAGCUAUCAACAAAUUGGAUCAAUGCAUAGUGCAGUUUUCGGAUUUUACUGCGACACAAGAACAAUUAACUAAAUGGCUCAAAGAAGUAGAAAAGGGUAUGCAGCAGCACACAGAAUUGAAAUCUACUUUGCAGGAAAAAAGAGCCCAACUGCAAAACCAUAAAAUUAUGCACCAAGAAAUUAUGUCACACCAGCAAUUGGUAGAGACGGUCUGUGAUCGAGCUCAGCAGCUGGUUGAUCAAACGCAAGACAAGUCUCUCAACGUUUAUUUGCAGUCCAUAAAACAACUAUUCCUCAGCAUUGUAGCAAAGUCAGAUGAGUUACUUAACAACUUGGGGGAGUGCGUGGAUAGACAUGCGGAAUACGAUCAACACUUAGCAGCCUUUAAAGACUGGAUGUCGCAACAAAAUGAUAGACUUCGUCAACACGAUAUUGAAAGCGGCGAUAGAAGUGAAAUUUCCAAGAGAAUAGCCAGUCUAACAUUCUUGAAAGAAAAUGGCGAAGAAGAAGGGGACAAACUUAUAGAGAACUUAAAGAAAAUACUAAUCCAAGUGGCCAAGAGUACUGCUCCUAAUGGCGUUGAUGUACUCAAGGACGAACUUGCAUCCAACCAGCAAUUGUUAAAACAGUAUUUAGAUGAAAUUGAUUUAUUAAUUAACAAACAGCAAGCGACGAUUAAUAGGUGGGACCAGUUCGACAAAUCGUUAGAAGAGCUUAACCGAUGGAUACAGGACACAGAAAUUAUUUUCAGAAAUCAAGAACUUCAAGCGACUUUAGGUGAAAAAGAAACGCGACUUUCCCAAUAUCAAAAGCAACGCGAAAUUGUUGUCUCACAAGAAAAGGAAAUAGAUCAGUUUGUCGACAUGAGCCACGCACUUUUGAAUUCUAGCGGUGUUCAGAAAAUCAAACCUAUAAUAUCCCAAGUUAGUGCGAGAUACCAAAAUCUCCUCGGACUAUCAAAAGAUGUUAUUAAUCGCUGGCAAGGCAUGGUGGAUGACCACACCAAUUACAGGCAAAAAUUAGAUGAAACUCUUGCUUGGUUGAAACCCUUAGAAGAUCAGUUGCAUCUUCUUCAACAAGGUGGACUUUCAAGUAAUGUGGAGGCUGAAUCACAAAGAAUGCAAAUUCUAAUAACAGAAAAAGAAAAAGGAGAGCAUAAAAUUAACUCUUUGAGUUUAGUAGGAGAGAGACUCUUACCAGAUACUGCAAUGCACGGAAGAGAAAUAGUGAGAAAUGAAAUUAAAAGCACAAGAGAACGAUGGGAAAAACUAGCAGACGGUAUUUCGAAUCAGCAAAAGCUGCAAGACGCACAAAGCAUGCAGCUGUCCAGUUAUCAAGACCAGCUGCAACAAACCCUAGCAUGGUUAGACUCCAUGGAAAAGAUUGUAAAACUCGAUUCGUCCUCAUGGAAUUCAGUUCAGGAAGUUAGAGGAAAACUGCUAAAGCAGAAAACUACACUCCAAGAAAUCAUUCCACAUAAAAGAAUCAUAGAAGGGAUCACUGAAAAAGCCAUUCAUUUAGCCCAACUGGUCAGCAACAAAGAAAAAAAUGUAGAGAUUGAAAAUAAUGUGAAAUCAAUCAAUGAACGAUACCAAAAUUUACUGGUGGCGGUUCAGGACAACAUUAAACAGCUUGAGAACUGUCUCGAUGUGUUCCAGCAUUUCUACGACCUUCUUAAAACUCAACAAGACAUCCAAAAACAACUCUGGGAUAAUCUUAAUUGUUAUGUAGAUUACAGCGGAAGUAAAUCUUUUAUAGAGCAGAGGCUUAACAAAGUCAAUGAGAUUGAGGAUAACUUACCAGAGAGCACGAUCAAACUUAAGGAAAUAGAACAGCACGUUGAGAAAAGAGCAUCGGUUCUACCUCCACGGGCCAAAGAGGCAAUGCAAAGAGACGUUUCUAAUCUUAAAGUGGAUCAAGACAAGUUCCGUUCCACAUUGGUGGACGUUAAGUCUUCUUUAGGAAACAGAUUAAAACAAUGGAAUGAUUACGAGGUUUCGUUGGAACGAUUGCUAGCAUUCUUGUUGGAUACAGAGUGUUCUUUGAAAAAUUAUGUUCACAAAUCGACUGCAGAGGAAAAACAGGAACAGUUAGAGAAAUAUCAGGUACUAACUAAGGCGAUUGAUUCCUGUACGAGAGAAGUUAAGAAUUUUAUUCGUAUUGCCGAUCAUCUGGAGCAAGCUCUCAUUACAAAUCUUCGACAAAACGAACAUGAUUUCGAUAAGAUGUCUGAUGAUUCAACCGAAUUGAUCCAAAGCAGCGGCGAUUCCAGGAUUUCGAUAAAUAUCCAACAGAUUACGUCUCGAUUUCAGUCUGUUCAGAUUACAACUAAGGAGAUAGUGAAGAAAUGUGAACAGGCCUUAGCGGACCACAAGUUAUACAACGAAAAAUACAGACAGUGUUCCGACUGGAUAGCAGCCGCCCAAACAAAAUUUAACUCCUGUCAAGAAAAUGUCACCCAGGAAUCGCUAAGUGAACAGAGCAAGGCGCUGGAGGAGCUGUUGUCCCAAAAAACUAGCGCGUUGUUGCUUUUAAAUAACACCAUAGAGUUAGGAGAGAAACUUUAUUCGUCCACGUCUCCGGAGGGACGGGAUAUUAUUUCUUCCCAAUUAGAAGGUUUGCAACAGAUGCUGGAGGCCCUGUUCGAUGGAAUAAACUCAGCCAACAGAGACAUCAAGAUAAAGUUUAAUACCUGGUCCGAAUUUGACAAUAGUGUGCAGAGUAUCCAAACUUGGUUUAAGGAAAUCGAUCAUCUGCUGUCUCAACAAAUUAUACUUAAAGCUACAUUAGACGAGAAGAAAUCCCAGCUUCAGGUGUACAGAAACCUGCUUCACGACAUAACAUCGCAUCAACAAGAUGUUGUGGAGUUGAAGAAUAAACUUGAAGGUUUGCCUAACAGAGACAACAAUAUCGAAAAACUGAUCGUAGGUAUUGCGGAACAGUAUCAGACAAUUCUAAAACGAGCACAACAUUUUGCGCAAAAAUAUGAAACUAUUGUCAGUGAUCAUCAAAAAUAUUCCAAAGCGGUACAUGAAUGUCACGAAUGGAUGGAUGCCACGCGAAACACAGUCAGUCUGUGGAGCGAUAUUAAUCUGGAAAGGGUUUCGUUAAUUUCCAACUUAGAAAGGCUUAAAAAAUUAGCUGGCACUCUACAAGAAGAGCGAUCGCGAAUCGAUGUUAUUAAGGAUCUAGGAGAUUUGGUGAUUCCUGGGACGAUUGAGAGUGGUCAAGGAAAUAUUCGAUCUCAAAUAGAUGCGUCUCAACAAGAAUGGGCUAGUCUUGUAUCUAUUUUGGAGAAGGCAAUAUCACAGCUUGAAGUUAAACUUCAACAAUGGUCUGAAUACGAACGACUGAAAGAUCAAUGUUUCUCUUGGUUACGAGACACGGACACCACACUGCACUCAAUUGAUCUAAAGUCUACUGCCGAAGAAAAACAAACGCAGUUGGAAUCACUAAAGAAACUGCAAGGUGAAGUAAAAGCCAAGGAGCUCGAAAUCGAUCAGGUUACAGAAAAAUUACAACAAUUGGAUAAAGGUCUAUCAAAUCGCGCCUCUCAAAUCUCGGAACUCGGCAUCAAAUAUCAACAAAUAUACCAAAAAGUUAAGGAGCUUACCACUCGCUGGCAAUUAUAUACCAGCAGUCACCAAGAUUUUAAUAAAGAAAUUGCCCGAUUUGAACAUUGGUUAAAUAGUCUAAAUGAAAAAUUAGAAUACUGCGCAGAUGUGCUAACAGCUUCGGAAAAGGAAUUAGAACUUAAACUGGAAACCGUGCAAGGGCUAAUACUCAAUAAGGAAGAUGGUUUUACAACCAUACAGAAACUCGUAGAGUUGGCGCAAAAUGUUUUGGCAAACACUGCUCCUCAAGGUCAUGAAUCUGUCAACCAAACACUUGCUAAUUUACAAAAUAAAUGGUCGAACAUCGCAUCGAAAAUAAUAGAAACGAAAUCUUUACUUGAAGAUGCUCUAAGAAAAUGGACUGGUUUAUUAGAAGAAAUUAAAUCACUAGAUAAACGAAUUGAAUGGCUCGAAGCGCAGUACGCGGAAUUAUCGGAAUUGCAGGCGACUGCGUCGGAAAAGAAAACCCAACUCGAGAGAAUCAAGACUUUGGAAGAAAAGGUGCGUUGUGAGAAAAUCGAAGUUGAUUCGUUAAAGUCUCAAGCAACCGAGGUACUUAAGAGUGAGCGAACCCGAGAAGCCGCCAUAGAAGCACAAACUAUGCUAGAUAGAUUUGAUAAUAUCUUCAAUAAAAUUCAAAAGUUAUUACCACAGAAGAACCAGGAGUACAAAGACCAUAGAGCUUACAAGGAAGCCUAUGAAGAGGUGCAGGUCUGGAUGACCAGAGCUCAAGAGAAAGUUCCGCAACUGAAACAGCGUCCUUUAGGAGAUAAAUUAUCAAUUGAAAUGUUCUCUGGUCCGUUAGAUCAUUUACUAAACAAACAAGCCCAGGGUGAAGUACUGCUGGAGAACCUCGACCAUACCGCUCAAGUUGUUAUACCUAAUACUAGCGCCCCGGGGCAGGAAACUAUCAAAAAUGAAAUCAGAGCAUUGAGGGAGAGUUUCGACCGCUUGUUCAAGGACUUGAAACAGCAACGUGAGCAGCUUGAAGUUAUUUUAGUUCACUGGCGUGACUAUAAAGACGAGUUUGAGAGGAUUUCAGACUGGCUUCAGCAAAUUUCUAUACUAAUCAAAAAUCAAAAGAUUGCCUUGUCGUCAAAUCUAGAGGAAAAGCAAAAACAAGUGAAAGAUGUUAACGAAAUUCUUGAUAAAUUGACCAAUGGAAAGCAACAGGUAGAAAAACUAAACGAUUUUGCGAAGGUUCUAUUAAAAUCGCCUCUUGAAACACACGUUAAUAACCAACUGCAGCAGCUAAAUUCGCGCUACCAAGCAGAAUUAAAUUUAGCCAAAGAUGUUGUGAAAAAAAUUGAAACCAACUACGAACAACACAACGAAUACGAUAAAAAUCUAAAAAACGCCAGAAACUGGAUCGAUAACGCCAGAGAAAUAAUUUCUUCUUGUUCCGAAGCAGCUUCGCAUAGCAGCAAGGAUGUGCUACAAAGCCAUCUUAAUCAAAUUCAAGACCUCAUUAAUCGACGAGAAGAGGGUCAAAGUUUAGUUCACGCGACGGUUAACUGCGGUGAAAAAGUGCUGCGCAACACGCGGUCAGAUGGUAGAGACAUCAUAAACAAUGAAAUCAAAGAAGUACAGAGCGACUGGGAAAGAAUCGUUAAGAAGAUGUCAACCGCGAAAGUGAAUUUGGAAACGGCCUUAUUGCAGUGGGCUGACUACGACAGUUCAUACAAUCAGCUGCGGCAAUGGAUCAGCGAAAGAGAGGCAAAACUUCAACAAGUUACUGAACCGAAAGCCAUGAAAAUAAAAAAGGGUCAAACAGGAUUAAGUGCCUUGCCAAUUGGUGAAAGAAAAGCGGUCCUUAGGGAAACAGGAAGUAUCGUCCAGGACAUAGUCUCCUUCGAACCUAUGAUCCAGUCGGUGGCAUCCAAAGCUGAAGAUUUGAAACAAGCUGCACCUGCAUCGGAAAUAUCGAGCAAAUAUGAAACAUUAUCCAAGCAAGCACAGGAACUAUAUGCCAAACAAAAGGAGACCGUGGAACAACAUCAAGCAUUCAUUGAUGCAGGAAAUGAUAUAGUUCAAUGGCUUCGUCUGGCUAAAGAACGGCUUGGUAAAUGUUCGGAACCUACUGGCGACAAAGAAAGCUUAGGCGGCAAGCUAUCUCAAAUCAAAGUACUGCACAGCGAGCUAGAAUAUGGCCAGCAAAAGCUAGAAACUGCUUUAGAGAAGGGCGACAAAGCCUGCCAAGUCGCAGACGAGGAUGAUAAAGAAAUAAUAGAAGAACAAGUUGCGCUGCUACAAGAAGAAUUCGAUAAUUAUGUAGAAAAUUUGAACAGCACCAAGAAUUUACUAGAAAGAGGAAUCGUAAAAUGGACAGAAUACGAAGAACAGUAUCAAGAUGCAUUAGAGUGGCUAAAUCAAACUGAGAAAAUGGUGCAGUCAUUUAACAAACUCCAAGACAGCUUGGAAGAGAAGCGGGCGGUAUUGGAACAAUUCCAGUUGCAUUUGCAGACGCUAUUUGACUGGCAAUCUGAACUAGAUAGACUUAAUAUGAAAGCUCAGUCGCUGCUGGAAACUUGCGCAGAUUCUCGGGUCAGUAAUGCGAUAAUGCAGCUGUCCACCAAGUACAAUGCUAUUCUAUCUAUGGCGAAGGAGAUAAUGAGGCGGUUAGAACUGUAUUACCAAGAACAUCAGCAGCACAGCACCUUGUAUCAGGAGUGUCAGGAUUGGAUGGACAGAACCAGAGAUAAACUGCACGGUUGUAUGGAUAUACCGAACAGUUUUUCGGAAAUUCAAAACAAGUUGCAAGUGGUCAAGAAUAUUAGAACAUCUAUAGAGCAAGGUCAAAAUAAAUUGCGAUAUAUCAACGAGCUUAAAGAGCGUGUAAUUAUGAAUACGGAACAAACAGGUGCUGAAAAAAUACAGGAAGACACCGAGAUUUUGAAGGAGGACAUGGAAAAACUGCUUAAUGAAGUUCAAGAUGUUAAGAACAAACUUCAGGCUCAAGCGAAUAAAUUAGAAGAAGUGGAAAAGCUGCUAGGUCAAUUUUUGGAUUGGUUGCAAGAUCAAGAAAACCAAAUACAAUUCGAAGAGGGAUACUUAAAUGAACUUAGCGAAAAGAAAGCCAAACUGGAAAAGUAUAAAACUGUGCAGAAGGAACUAAGUGGCCACAACGAAACUUUGGACAAACUGAAGUCCAAACUAAAUGAAGACAAAGAUGCUUCAAAUCCAGAAAUAGAAAGUGCAUUAAAAAGGUUUAAUGAAUUCAAGCAACAGUUGUCAUUGGCGGUUUCUGAAUUAGAAGUCCAAGUAGACGAACAUGACCAAUAUAAAAGUUCUUACAAUAAAGCCAUGGAAUGGAUUAGACAGUCUCAAUUAGAAAUUCAAAAAUGUUCUGAUCUCCAAGUUGAGCUUAAUGAGAUAAUCGAAAAGGAAUCUCAGAUCGAUGGGAUCUGCAAAAGAUUGUCGGACUGUGACGAAUUGGUGAAUCAAACAAUCAAAAAGAGUAUCGGAGUAAUGAAAACCACAGGGGAAGAAGGCAAAAGUAUAAUCCGAGACGAAAUUGACCAAUUAAAUACGGAUUGGGAGGGCCUUCAAUUUAUCUGCAAUGAGACUAAAAAAUCGCUAAGCAAGUGCAAAGAAGCGUGGAAGGACUUAAAGAAUAAUUGUGAUUCUGUUCAAAGAAACGUUGAUGCUUUAAGAGCUCGCGUGGAACAACAGCAAAACUCCGAAAAUAACAAACAGGAAGACUUAGAAAAAUGUAGGGCAUUGCUAACAGACAUUGAGGAACUUAAACCUCAAGUAGAAAACCUGACAGACGCGUGUGAAAUUCUUAUGGAACUGAGCGCCAUCAGUUGGGUUAGGGAUAAAACGGUACAACUGCAGGGUGAAUACACCAACUUGCUUACUGGCGCUCAGGGUUUAGUAUCUCGAAUGGAAAAAAAUUUGAUAGAUCACACGGAAUUUAUGGAUAUUAAAAGCGAAUUGGAAAACUGGCUUCGAGGAAACGACGAUACCGUACAACAAUGUAUUGGCUUAGGGGAUGAGAACGAUAUCAGACAAAAACUCGACAAAAUCAGAUUUAUCAGUGCCAAUUUGGGCGAUGGACAGAAAUUACUUGGGGAUUUGCAAAACGCAUUUGCCAAAAUUAUUAAUUCCGCAAAGCCUGAGAAACAAGCAGAACUGCGUGACGACGUAACUAAUUUAAGGAAUAGCUGGGAUCAAUUAAACAUGGACUUAAAGUCGACCGAAACUCAACUGAAAUCCGGAUUAUCAAGGUGGGAUGAAUAUAACGAGGCAAAGCGUGUACUGGAAUCUUGGCUUCAAGCAAUUGAGAAGGCACUGAAAGCAAAACCAAACACAAAAGGUGAAUUAAGCGAAAUGAGAACGUUAUUGGAGAGGUACAAAAAUAUAGAGGUAGAGAUAAUAAAAAGGAACGAAGACCUCGAACGGUUGAAUAACGAAGCAAAAGAAUUAAACAAAUGGUCCAACAAACCUGGCGUAUUGGAACAGGUAAAAGAGCUCAAAUCGCGAUUCGAACAGGUCAUAUCGGUGUGCAACUCAUUUCAAGAGCAAGUCGAUGCAGAGCUGCGAGACUACAAUAUCUAUCAACAAAAACUGCAAGAAACUGAGAAGUGGUUACUGCAAGUCUCUUUCCAGCUUAUGGCUCACAAUUCUCUUUACAUAACGAACAGAGAACAAACUCAAGAGCAAAUAGUCCAACAUGAACAGCUUCUAAAACAAAUUCAAAAUUAUCAAUCUACAAUAGACGACGUAAAAGAUAAAGGCUACGGGCAAAUUAAAAAGUACGUAGCAUCGGCACCCGGAAUCACAGAUACCAUAGAAAGACAGUUGAACAAUGUCCAAGAGAGUUUUACCUCGCUACUACAGACUGCUGUUCAAAUCAAGAAUAGGCUGAGCGAUUCUUUGGCCAAAUUUAAAGAAUACGAAGAUGCUUUGGAAAGCAUCAUGCGUAGCUUGGACGAGUAUGAACCAAUCGUAUCGCAUGAAAUCGUGAAACCAGUCGAAAGCUUAGAAGAGGCAAAUGCCUCACUUGAAACGGCAAAGGUUAUCCACAACAAACUGCAAAACGAGAAAUCCAGAUUAGCAGUAGCUGUUCAAGCAUGCGAAGCUGCUACAGCUUCGAUAAGUCGUCCAAACAGCCCGAGAGAUGCAAUUCCACCUCCCGUUCCUAUCAAGGAACUGGAAUGUAGAGCAAGACUCGAAGACCUAAUCGAUCAGACACACAGGGAAUCGGCAACUUCAAGGGAUUCUGAUAACAGACUGAAAUUGCUUUUGGAUGAACUUGUGUCCAGGAAAUUUAUUUCUAAAGUGAAUACCCAAAUCGAUCAGGUACAAGCCCAUCUUAGCAAUUUGUCGUCGUCCGUGGCAACUUUCGAAGAAAUCGAAAAACAAAAAGCAAGUCUCAAGGCUUGGAUCAACACGCAGAGACAAGCAGUCCACGAAUGGAAAAAUCGACCUAUCAAAUUGCGAGCAGAUGCGGCCAAACAAGAGAUAAACAAUAUGAACGAACUUCUCACGGCAAUUGGUCAGCGUCGAAACCAACUCACCACUGAAUUGACUGGUCCAGGAACCGAGGAACUGGCAAAGAUGUUGGACAAUUUAGAAAAUGAACUUUUAUCUGUUAUGACCGAGAAACAAUCAAAACAAGAAUUCGUGGAUCAAUAUCGGCAGCAACUACAAGUCACUAACAAUUGGUUCGACAAUCUCGUCAAAAGAAUCGACGUAAUCGACAAGGGUUCUGGCCUAAACUGCCAACAAAAGAAGGACGCAGUUGUCGAACUUCAAACCGAAUUUGAUCAACAAGGCCCCAAGAAAGUGGAUGAAGUAAAACGACUCGCUGGAGAAAUUACAGAAAUCGUCAACAAUUUAGACUCGCAACAGGUAGAGGAACAAGUAAAGUCCGUAGAUAGACGGUAUAAAGAUAUUUCCAAAAAGUUGCAAAGAAAAAUGCAAGUUCUUGAAAUGACCAGAAAAGGCAUUGAUGACACUAGAAACGAAAUUGAACAAGCCAGAAGUUGGGUCAAAGAAAAAUUUGAAACACUUCAGCAACCAAGACCUCUCGGUUUUGAAAGCAGAAAAGUUGACGAAAGAGUCAAUUCUUUAAAAGAACUUCUCAAAGACGUAGAAAAUAAAUCUCUACUGAAGGAUACUCUGACGAAACGCGUAGCAAAUAUGACUAACGAGUUGGAACCAUCUGAACACGAUCAGUUAGAAAAUUCUCUAAAGAACUUGAGCACUGAAAGGGAACAUUUGGCAGGCAAGGUGAAGCAAGAGAUCGAUCGUCUAACGGCUGCUGCCAGUAGCAGAAGAAUCUUAGAAUCGAACCUAGAAAAAGCAAAGGCAUGGCUUAAAGCGAAAAACGCUGAAGUUAGGAAAUUAAGCGGGUACAUUCCCCUUAAAACGAUUCACGUAGAAAAAGAAAUCGCUCAACAUAAAACAUACGACCAGCAAAUAAAAGAUUUCAGCAAAGGGGAUUUAAAUGACUUACUUAAGCUGGGAACUAACGUGCUUAAGGAAUGCGAUGACGAAGAUCGCGAAAGACUACAACAUUUACUAAACGAAGUCAAAGAUGACUAUGAGAACUUGAAUCAGGAAUCUAAACAGAAACUGGACGCACUGACGGAUUUGCUUCACGGUAGGAAACUGUUUGAAAGUGAUAUAGAAAAAUGCAUAAAUUGGUUAAAAGAAGCCGAAGUUGCCACUUCAUCCGACAUAAGAGUUUCAAGUUUGGACGUCCUUGAGGAACAACUUGCAAAAUACGAGAAAUUGUACGAAGACGCUAAACGAGUUAGUGGCGAUAUUGAGAAGAUAUCAGAACAAGGCAAAGCGAUUUUGCCAACUAUUAGCGAAUCGGAUAAAAUAAUCUUGAAAGAAACACUUUACAAUAUGACAGACAGACAUGGGAGGAUAGCAAGUUUGAUUCAAGAUAGAACUAACGAUCUUAAACUUAAAAUCCAACAAAUCCGAGACGCACAAGCGAAACUGGCAGAGAGUUUGCAAUUCAUCAAGGACGUUCAAAAUCAACUUCAAGAAUUGAACAAACCGGUCGGUGCUAGAGUUGAAGAUGUGCAGAACUUACUGUCGUCUUAUGACCGAAUUUUAAAAGAUGUGAAAGCAAGCAAGACCAAACUUGGAAGUGUUCCAGGUGCCAAUCCCGCAGAACUCCAGGACAUUGUUAACACCCAGGACGAAUUAAUCAGAACUAUUGAAGAUCAAAUAGCGAAACUCAAACAAAUGCUGUUGCUUAGAGAACAGUAUCUGGCCCUUAUCACUGAGAUUAUGACAUUCAUCACUAAGUACACCGAAGUGGUUCGACACGUGGAAAAGUCUGGAAGCACCAUAGAAGAGAAAAUCAAGAAAUACGACGAUAUUGUGGUAAAAAUACAAGAAUGCGAGGCCUUACAUGCGUCUGCCAGCGAUAAGGGGCAACAAAUUGCGGCUGACUGUAACGUCCAAGACCGAAACCACAUAACUGAGCAGUUACAGUCACUAAAGCAAUCUCUUAAUAAUUUACGAAAAGCCGUGGAGAAACAAAGGCAGGAACACGAGAACACCGCCGCCGAAUAUCGUAAACUGGCAUCAGAGUUAGAAGAAAUAUUGGACUGGCUUCAUACGAAUGAGGGCGCAGUCAAAUCAAGGCCUCUAUUGAACAGAGACGUGAAUAGCGUAUUGCGAGAGAUACAGAAUCAUGAAGUACUUGACGCAACGAUAAAUAAGUAUUUGGAUAAAAUAAGAAAAAUCCAAGAAAAUGUGGGGUAUGAUGAUGCCAUGCCAGGAUCCCUUCAGGAGCAACUCUCAGAGGCAAAUUCGUUGUUAAGUUCAUUGCCACGAGAAUUGGAGGAACGCUCUAAAUACCUACAGACCAACAGAAAGCUGAGGGAUGAAUACACCGAGCAAAAAGAAAAACUUUACAAUUGGGUGAAAGAGGCGGAACUCAGGUUGGACGCUCACAAAGACGGAGUUGAUUUUGAAAACAUUUUCACAGACUUGGAGGAACACAAGGUCUUCUUUAGCACGGAAUCGAGCAUUAAAGAAUUAGUUUCCCACGGGAUUCAGCAGGCUGCCGAUAAGAUUUGGCCCAGUUUAACGCCAUACGAACAGGAAGAAUUGAGCCGGGAACAACAACAACACACGCAACUUUUAAAAAACACACUAAAUUCUGCAAAAUCUCAAAGGGCUCAACUCGAACAAGACGUCGAAAUAUGGAAGGACUACUGUCAGGUUUUGGACAAGGUGAAGGCACUCAUAGCAAGGACAAAAUUUACUGACGAACCAGUAUCGACUUUGGCAGGCUUACACUUCAAUAUCCAGAAGAUCACCCACGCCCUUAACGAUAUUCAGAAUCAGCAAGUCGAACUUGACCUACUGCAGGAACGUGUGGCAGAAAUUGUCAAGCAUGCCGACGAGCGCAACAGAAAGACCAUUCAAGGACAAGCAGAUCAGGUCUCCGAAGAUUGGUCAUCUUUAAUAUCAAACCUUGAAGGCCGAAGAGAUACUUUAACACGCCUGGCAGAAGUAUGGGAAACUUUCGAAGGUCGCUGGCAAAAUUUCGAAAGUCAACUCACGAGUAUCGAAGAACGGAUCAAGCAUAUCGAUCACGUCGUCAGAAGUAGAGACCAUGUCAUCACCACCAAGAAAAAUGUGGAGGACCUGCAAUCAGAAGCUAGAACCCUUGAAGCUCGGGCAACGGAAGUCAUUGAUCUGUCCAGCUCAGUGCUUCUGUUCUUAAGUGAAUGUUCGCCCCCAUCUGCGGCAUCACUCACAAACAAAUUGCAACAACUUGAUGAAUUGUACAAAAAGCUUCUCGAAAACCUAAGUGAAAAACACAACAAAGUAAAUCAAGAUUUAAGCGAAAUAGAGGCGGCUCUUCAGGAUAUCACCAGAAAGAAGAGUGACUUGGUAGAUUUGAAAAGUAAGGUUACCUCGUUCUACGUAUUCGACGAAGACGUUCCGCGUACCGAGUCCGACUUAGAUAAACUCAAAGUUAAAGUGGCCGGCGAGGUAAGCAACGCAAGGCAGUUGUCUUUGGAAAUAAAGAAAAAAUACGAAGACGCGCAGCAUUUAAUCCCAUCGGACAUCGCCCAAGAACUCAAUCAGUUGGAGUUAUUAAGCGAAAGCAUUACAUCAGCUAUGGACGAAAAAGAUAGGGAAUUCAAAAAGGCCAGAACUUUGCGCUCCGACUACGUCAAUGAUGUGGAGGAACUUCAGAAUUGGAUUAAGGAAACCGAGCUUAAAGUCCAAGACAGAUCAGUGGCACCUCAACAGCUGCACGAGCAGUUGCAGCAAAUACAAUCUGAAAUGGGGUCCAUUUUGGAUCGUCUUGAAAAUGUUAAACGAAAUGGACAAACGAUUAUCGACAAAUCCAAGAAUCAAGAAGAGCAGGAUAUCGUUCAAUCGACGAUAAACAAUUUAACCGACCAAGUGCAGCAGGUAAAAUCGGAAUUAGAGGACAAACGUCAGCAAGUCGGUGAAAUUCUGGACGCCUGGCAGCGAUUCCUUGCAUUGUACCAACAACUGGUCCAAUGGGUCGACGAGAAACGCGAAUUUUUAAAAGAUCCUCUAAAGGUCAGUUCCCUGCAGGACGUAAAGCAAAAGUUACACGACUAUUCGAACGCGGUAAAGAGUUGCAAAAGUGCUACCAAAAACUUGAGCGAUAUGGCCAAAGAGCUGGAAUAUAUCGGCAACGUGACAACAACGGGAGACCUUCCUCAAAAAAUGGAACACGCGGAAGAAGUGAAAACCGAUGUGGAAGCUCAAAUUUUGAAAAGGCAUGCGUUAUUACAAGAAACCUCCGAAGAAUGGGAGCAAUGCGAGAAAAAGAUGAAAGAAGUGCGAGGGUGGAUAGAAAAAAACAAAAACUCUUUGGAAUCGGUUCAAAACAAGAAGAAGCCGUUGAGAGACCAACAUGCGCUGCGGGAAAAAAUGCUUGCUGACAUCCAUAUUCAAAAGACUAAAAUUUCGUUGUCCAUCGAAAAAUUAGAGCUUCAUUUCCGUUCAGGCAUCGAGGCCGAUACGAGAAUUACUCAGUCCGCCGACGAUUUAAUAAAAGAACUCGAGGGUUUGAACGCGUCUAUCAAGGAUCAAAUUUCGCAACUUGAGAAGGCUGUCAACCAGGUCGAGGAGUAUCAAUUGGAGGUGCAGAAUCUCAGACAGCAAAUAGUCCAGGUGGAGCAGCAACUUCGCAUUGCCACCGCGCCCAAUUAUAAACCCCAAGAUCGGGAUCAGGCAACUAGAGACCAAGAGGCGCGGGUCGAAGAUUACCGACAAAGGAUCGCCGGGCUCACGGCCAUCAUUCGUCGCAUGGAUCCAUACUCUAUUCAAUCGCCUUCCGAUAUCUCCCUCCUCGGGGUUAGUUACGCCGACGUUACAGCAGGACGUUCAAAGUCGCAAGAGCGACAGUCGGAAAGUUCUGUUGAAAAAGCCGAAAUACUUACAUCUCCUCAGUUUUCCGAUGCACGUCAACCGGAUAAUGUUUUUACUACAUACGAAUUCGAAAAUGUGACGCAAACAUUAGAAAACGUUGCCACCUUAGCACCUAACGUUCCACCCAGAAGGAGCCGUGCAUCGAAAAAGCGACCAGAUAAAACAAUUAAACCGAAAGAUUCGUCACCUGUUGCAAUGGCUCCGACUUAUACGCUACCGGCAGAGGAAACUCCGAAAAUAACCGAAUAUUUGACAGAAACACCUCAACAACAUCUUCCUCGAUCUUUACAGCGUUCGAACAGUCCCAUGUGGGGUCCAGGCUCCACAACUUACGCCGAAAUUUUAAGGAAUCAAAAAGCUUCGCAAGCUAUUGAAUCGACUCCACCACCACCAGUAAUUGAGUCUACUAUGAAAGUUAAACAUGAAACGACAGAAGUCAGUGAAGAGCAACCAUCAGAGUUUACAAUAACUGAUGUAAAAGCCGAAGAUAUUUGUGAUAGAUUGGAGAGUAAAUACGCAUCUCAACCAGAAGAAAUGAUACCCAACUGCCAAGAAAACGACCUUGCGAAAAAUACGAAUUCGUAUAUUAUUCCCCGUUCUCAGUCGGACUGGGAUGCAUAUCAACAAUCUCAACAACAGUUUGAACCUGCGUUUAAUGUUAUACCAGGAUAUUAUCAGCAACCUAUUCCUUCGUUUGAUUAUAUCCAACCGUUACCUGACAUGGUUAACUUUAUAGCCUCUGGUGAGCAAUUGAUAAGCUCUGGCUUAGGCACUUACCAUAAUCAGCCUCAAGUUUCAACUAUUCAGCCAGCUUUCUGCGUUUCACAAAAUGGUCAAACACAAGGGCCAACAACUGAGUUAGGCGAUGCAUCGCAGAGUGCAGCAAUAGAAGUUCAAGAAUCGGUACAUACGACCGAAGUUCAGGAGAACGUAAAAGUGCGUACAGAAAAAUCAACAACAGCAGUUGCGAAAAACGACGUUUCCCAUUCGCACUUUUCCUACGCGCAGAUUUUGGCGCAGGGAUUGAGUGACAAAACUCUCCAGCCAUCCAGUAUCGCGACAUUGUCAAAACCGAAAAUAGAUUGUGCUUCCAGACAACAAUCUCCUAGGCCUGGAUACGAAGCCACGUCAGAGGAAGAAACGCAGUCUCAUUCGAGGAAGCAAUCGAACUAUGAAUAUAGGACGAAGUCUCCUGUAAAGGAGGUCGUACCUAAAAAUGCGAAUCACAAAGAUAAACGACCGAAGUAUGUCGAUAUCGAUAACAUACAGCAGCCUAGUUGUCAUGGAGAGCCUAUCAAAUUGAUAGGUGACGACGCAGCUGCCGUUUCCUUUAGAUCAGAAGACUUAAAAGCCACUAGUGAUAUAGAAAACUAUUCCCAUUCCCGAUAUACAAGUAAUCGGCCCACCAAGUCGAAAAACAAGAAAGCAAAAAAUUUGUCACUCGAUGAUAUUGAUAAAGCUCUAAGAGAAAUUUCUCUUUCUGAUAACAAAUCCGACAAAAAACAUGAACAGAAACUACAGAAGUCCAAGUCACAUAAAAAAAAAAUAGAAGUAGAGAAAACUUCAACAAAAACUGUUAUAUCUGCCCUUCAGGAUCAUGUGCUAUCAAACAAGACAACGAAAAAACCGAUAGAGAAACAUCAAGUGCUGAUAAAAGAAACCAAAGUAGUGACAGUUAAAGAAGAACCUGUAGGUAUUAAUGCAACUGAACUUAAUAUUAAUAGCUUAGAAAAUUCUGUUGUUGAGUCCAAAAGUAACGAGAACCUUGUUGAAAUUCAACCCGAAAAAACAAUAGAACAACUUAACAAGACAGCAGGAAAGCUUAAGAAGAAACAUAAGAAAAUUAAAGGGUUAAAAGAGGUUUCCAGCUUAGCUGCUGAAAUCGGAGCAAAAGAAAAUACAACAGAAAUUUCAGUCACUUUGGAAGCCGACGUUCGUAACAACCCAACGAUUUUGGAAGAUGCCCUUCACAUUACCAAUAAAAAGAAACGAAAACAUAAAAACAAGGCUCAAGUAACUGAACUUCCAAGUACAAAUCUACUUGAAACAAUCAGCAACAAACAUAUUACCGAUAACAACCAAUUCAGAACUGAAAAUGGUGUAGAAGCGAAAAAAGAAGAAAUUGUAGAGGACAAAGCGGCGACUAGAAAAAAGAAAAAGAAUUCUCAAAAAAAAACAUCUUUACCUUCAUCAGCAAUUACGGAUGACACUAAUUUAAUUUUGACCUCAAAAGCUAAGAAUGAGUCUGAUCAAUUUUCACUCAAAUUAGACAAAGAACAAGUUACAGUAAUAACCCAAGAUAAAAGUGAAAUAACGGCCGAAAAAGUACUAGCCCCAAUGGAUAGAACGGCGGGAAUUAAAUCAAAGAAGAAUAAAAAUAAAGCUAAUUUAAAAUGCGAAAAUCAACCCUUUGCAGAAACUCCAACGUCCGAGGCGACUAUAGAGCGUCUUUCGGUCCCAAAUGGAAAGGCACCGCCACUAGAUGCUGCAUUCUCUUCGGUUACGUCUGAAUUCGCUGAAAUAAACUCAGUCGAUCACACCGUAAAAGAAAGUAUCGUAGCACAAUCUCAAGACAUAGUGGACAUACAGGACGGUACAAAAAGUGAAAGCAAACCCAAGAAAAGUAAAAAGAAAUCUAAAGCAAAACAAGAGAAGGCAGAAGCUUCCAACGACAUAGCAGCAGUUGAAGACUGUUCGAAUUCAUAUGAUACUUUAUCAAAAACAACUCCGGUGAGUCAGAAAGUUUCCACAAUGUCUUCUGUCGACUCUCAGGCCAAUGAAGUACACUCAGAGAAUAUUCCGAAUACGGCGAAUACGAUUCCGGUUAAUGAAGAAGAACGGAACUUGUGUUUUGCACUGGAUCAACAUAAGUCUCUUGAAUUAAAGCCUACUAAUAAGGUUGUAUUAAUAACUCACGAAGAAACUAAAAUGUCUCCUGUGGUUACUUUAAAAAUGGAAUUUGUUCAAACUCCUGUUGAAGUAAUUAAACACAUCCAAAAGGGAAAUAUUGAAGAAUUUGAAGAAUUUGACCAUUUGACAUCACUUACCGAACGUGUAGUGGAAACAACUGUAAAACACAGUACAAACACAGCCUCGAAACAGUUAGAAAUGAACGAAACUCUGGUAAAUAAACUCGAGAAAGUUGGCGUUGAAGCAAAGCAAUCGUUGCCACUAAAUAUUGUCGAAACAAUUUUAAAGGAUAAAUCAGAAAUAAAACUGCAACAAGUGAGCGAAAAAUUACUUAAAAACUUGGAAAAAGAAUCGUGCAAGACGAUAAAUUCAGUCGAUCCAGCAUAUAAAAACGUAGCAACAGACCCAGGUAGUCUAAUAAUUCAAGAAACUCACGAAGAACACGAAAGAGACGUCGUAAUAAAUACGGAAUAUGAAAUGAAAGCCGUAAGGCAUAUAGACGCCGAAGACGCACGGGUAAAAAUCGAUAAGUCUCAAGACAUUAUAACAAAUAAAUUGCCAAAUAAUGAUGUUUUCGAAAUAUCGCUAAAGCACGACUAUAAAAAUAUUUGGCCAGAAGAUAUGCCUAGGGACACAGAAGUUAAAAUUGAUAGCACGUGUGUAAAAAGCAAAACUCAUAAAACUUCAUUUGAAGAACUGAAAGUUAAUUUACGAAAAUUUCUUGAAAAUGAGUGCCGCUCGAAUCAAUUAAAUUUUACUGAUUCAGAUAUGAAUUUCGAGCAAGUGAUUUUCGGUUCCGUUAAACAGAGACCACCGAAAAAAGGACGAAAAGAGAAAACAACGAAAAAUGAAAAACCACAAAACGUUGAGAUCGAACCCAAAAAUGAAGAUAAAUCGAAACGCCAUGGAAUGCCAGCGGAAUUUAUUCUAAAUGAUGAACCGAAACUCGACGAAGUCGAUUCGAAAUCAGUUCAGAAUAAUUUUCAGUUGUCAAAUUAUUUGUCAUUGUCAACCACAAACUCUGAUGUCUUAAGUGAAGUCAAUAAUAUUCCGGAAACUAUGUCUGAUGAAACUCUAUUAAAGGAAGAAACGGCAAAAGAUACAAUUAGCAUCCAAGAAUCAGUACUAACUUCGGAUAUUAAAGAAUGUAAAAAUAAAACGGUAUCAGAAGAAAAAGACGAAAACCAGUUAAAAAUCAAUACGCAAAUAGACCCUGUCUCAACACAACAGGAUCAAUUGGUAUCCGGCAGUACCCCAUUACCUGAUAUUUGUUACCUUUUGCCCGAAUUGCCUCCUUUGGAAAAAAUUCAAAAACCAUCUACUGUAGAAAAUAACUUAAAUGAUAUCUUGACUCAAUUAAAAGCGGAGACUUUAGAGAAGUAUAAACCUGAACUCAAAGGCGUAUCGUCCACUAGUAAUGCCGAACCCCAAAUCGAACAAGCAAAAUGUAUGCCCGACCAACAAGACUCAUGCAAAGAAAUUAAGAAACCAAAAAAGAAAAAGAAAAAAUCAGUUUCUUUUGAAGAAAUCCCAAAGGUAAUCCACAUCAAAGAAGAACAACUUGUAGAACAUAUUGGGCAAUCAAAUUCUGAAGACACCGAACUAGCAAGCGAAUUUAUAUUUGUUCCAAAUCCUAGCGACGAAUUGCUGCAAAAUGUCUUUGAGAAUGAACAAUCACAAGAUGAUGCCAACAAAAAUAGAGACAUUGAAACUACUGACAAAACAGACUUUAAGGAAUCUCAGUCGAUGCAAAUAUACCACAAGCCGGAAUCGGGCGAUUGGACGGAACUUACUGAAGAAAUUGCUGAAAAUCUCAAUUCUAGCACAAUUGAAAUUCUAGAAAGUAAAGACCAACCUUCCAGAAAGGCAUGUAAGCGAUUAAUAUCAAACGAAUCAACUCACCAAAUGAAAACAAGUACAGAAAAUACAGUAAUUGGUGAAAACCUGUUGACUAAGUCUUUGCAGUCUUUGCAACAGCUCAAUCAAAACCAGAACGACCAAGAAUUAGGAAUUCAGAAAACAAAAGGUUUCCAAGAGGAUUCGGCCAGGCAUCUUCAAAACUACUCCGAUCUAGAAAGAAAACACAUAGAACAACGUGUAGAAGACGUUCCAUUCGAACAGACAAAUACAAAAAUAGAAAAUAAAGAACCGAAAGAAGCACAUAAAAGAGAUAAAAAAAAGAAACAUAAGAAAAAGAACAUUGCUAAGGAAAUUGUUAUGUCUGAAGAAAUUGUCCGGGUUCCCGAAGCAAAUCAAACUAGCACUUCAAAUUUUAUAGAUAACGAGACAGAAGCAAUACUUCAAAAAACUGAGCAUAUUGAAGCAACGGAAAUUAUCUCAAAGCCAGACGCUCCAUCGGAUUACAUUACUAAAAACUGUGAAAUGAUCGUUGAUCUAAAUGGAACAACAAAGCAAACUACCGUUGAAGCAUUAGAUCUUCCGAGGGAGAUAUCUGCUGAUACGGGCGAAAGUGAUAUUAACUUACAACGUUGGCCUAGUGUUGAAGAUUUAGUAUCUAACGUAGACAUCAAGCCGUUUUCUUCGUUCGAAAUUUGUCCCGAAGAUCAAGAAACAAAACAAUUUAUUAAAAUACUGACAACGGAAGUCACCGAACAACAGAAUAAAAUUAAUAUUUCCGUGGAGCCAUCUUCAACGCAAACUGACUUUGAAACAGAUAAAUUAGAAAAGAAAACUGAAUAUAAAGGUUUGCCUCUCGAUGAAACCAGUACCAUUUCGUUGGACAUUUUAGAUGAACCACCUAUAUUUUCCGAGAAGGAAAUGACAGAUGACAAUAUGAUUACACAAAAUUUGGAAAAACAUGCGGAAGGAAUGGAUGCUCAGAAGGUUAUAUCAGAUGUCACAAAAGAAAGUCACCGAUCGAUUGAAAUUGGAAAGGGCGUGGAAAAUGGAAAACAUGGACACAAAAAAGCAAAAAAGAAUAAACACAAGAAGAAUAUAUCUGUUGAUAAAAGUGCUUCGAACGAGGAAACUGAAGUGAAAAAUAUUUACAGUAAAGAAUCUGGAGAACAGGAGGUAAAAAAAAUGAGACGUUAUGCUAGCAUUGUAGCAUCAAAUCUUCCAUCAGAGCAAUGUAAAUUUGAAGACGGAAAAAACAUAGCCGGUCACAAAUUGCAUAAGAUUGGUUCAUUACAAGACCAAACCAAACUGGAAAUUCAGAAUCCGAGUAAUAAAGAGGACCUGAAGCAACAGACUGAGUCCAAAAUCAAAGAAUCAAACACCGGGGUUAUGGGACCGAGUAGUAGUCAGAUUGCCGAAAUGAAUACUGAGGUUGUUCACAAGAUUGGCAAGGAUAUUAAGGAAUCUCAGAAGAAUGUUGAAUCAAACGCCCUCAGUUGGGCCAGCAUUACAGCUAAUAAAGCCGAGUUGCCCAAAAACAAUGAUCAAAUUGCGUUUGGACAAAUGAAACCUAAGGAGGACAUUAUUGCAGAAAACAAGGAACCUGUAAAUUACUCGCCUUCUUAUGCCACUGAAAAUGACACAAAACGUUCAAUUAAAAGUAAACAUGAAGAAACAGAAGCAGAUGAUAAGUCUGAAUUUGUAGAAAUAACAAAUUCCGAACAUAUUUUGCCUGAAGAUGACCAAUCCUUAAAAAAUAAUAAUACAUUAAUCAAUAAAAAUUUGCAGAGUAUCAAUCUUGCAUUAAACACCUCCGAAUCAAGAGAAGCAAUAUCAACCGAAAUAUAUGUCCUACAAGAUAAAAACUUUAAAACUUCAAACAUCGCAGAUGAAAAAACAUACUUAGACGACACAACAAAACCUACCGAGCUUCGUAGAUGGGCAAGUGUCGUAGGUUCCAAAGAAACACCGAAACAAAUUGUUCCUCCAUCGGACAACACAGGGAUUAAGAAACCCCAAGCUCCCAAAAUUGUAGAAGUUCCGAUACUUGACAACAAAGGCCCCAAAGGAAAGCACAGGAAGAAAAUUACGGAAGACCUAGAAUUGGAAAUAUCCGAAAACGAAAUGUCACUCCAAGAAGUCUCUUUCCAACAGCCUCAAAUUAUUACAGAACAAAAGAGCGAUCAUGAAAAAAUUGUCGAAUCUAGCCAGGAUGAAUCCUCGCCAGAUAAAAAGAAAUCCAAAAAGAAAAAGCACAAGAAAAAACAACCCAAAGUAAAAGAGGUAAAACCUGCUUUCGUAGUGACCGAAGAAAUUCGAAUAAUUGCUGAUUCGCCGGUGAUAGCAGCAGAAGAACCAUCUGCUCCUAAGAAGAAAAAAAGCAAAGAAAAGAAAGUCAACGCAAACCGCGAUGAUAGAGAAGAACUGUUAAACAAAACUAAAGACGUUGCUACAGCUUUUGAAAGUUUGGUAAUGGCGUCUAGUAUAGAUGAGACCAAAGGAAAAUUAGUUAUCGCGACUAGUAUUAAAGAUGACGAUCAAGAGACAGAUAACAAUGAAAAAGAAUUAUGCGAAAACAUGAAAGACAGAAAUGAAGAUCACGUAAAAAUAAAUAAAACUUUGCCAGUAGAAGAAGCCAGUAGCACUUGCAAGAAUAUUUUAGAUGACACUGUCAACCAUAAGCAAAUAGAGUCUAUAGAUGAAACAUCUAAAGACUUAGUAAAACCUGCAGCACUAGAGGAAACCACCGGCGCAUUUCUACAUAUUGUGGACCAACCUCCUAUAUUUUCUGAUGAAAAAGAACUUUGCAUGGGAGAGAAAAUAUCGGUCGUUGAAAAUAAUGAGACACAUAAAGAUUUAGAAACAUUUGAAAAUGAGUUUAAAACACAAAAAAUAGAUUGCAAAAUUUUGCCUUCCAAUGAAACUAGUACUGCUUUCCAGGAUAUUGGCGAGGAGGCGAUAUCAGAUUCCGAUGACAAAAAUAAAUUUCCCUCAGUUAACACGAAUAUAAUAUCCAACGGCUUGAAUCAGAAAAUUGAAUAUAAAGGGUUACCGCUAGAUGAAACUAGCGGCGCAUUUCUAGAAGUUUUGGACGAACCUCCUGUAUUUUCUGAUGAAAAAGAACCUUGCGCUGAAACUAUUCUAAUUUCUUAUGAAACGAAGCCUAGUAAUACCGCUGAGUCAUAUGUCGAUGACGAAUCAGGUGAUAGUUCCUGGGAAAUUCUGGAUGAAGUGCUAGUACCUUCUAAUAAGAACGAGCAAACAGGAUUAGCAACUGAAAUAAUACCUGCUGUAAACGCGGAGGACAAAACAGAAAGCCCUAUCAAUGAUACUUUUGAAAUUUUAUCUUCGGAUAUAAACAUAGUAGCACCCAAGCAUGUUGAAACGAUGCCCCGGCAAAUGGAGGAAAUCUUAACAAUUGAUGAUAUACCAAAAUCUGAAGAAAACAAAAUAACGGUACAUCCGUCGUUAGAAAUUGUAACAAGCGAAAUCAAAAUUGUAACUCCAAAACUUUGUGAGAACGUUAGCAUAAAGAACGAAAUCGAUAUAUUAAAUCCUGCUAUCGAGUCUGACAUUGUUUGGAGUUGGGAAGAGGGUUUCCACCCAGACCACGACCCAUCCGAGAUAUCAAUUCAGCAUCCUUUCAAUAUUUCCGAUAAUACUUUGAAUAAAGAAGGAAUCAAUUAUUCUGAGUACGACAUAGCAGAAAAGACACCGAUUGUAGUAAAAUCUGAAAUCUCUCUCGAUUCGAAAGAUGACACUGAAGUGGCCGCGUGGAGUUGGGAGGAAGGUUUUACACACAGUUGUACAGAAACUAAGGAUAUUCUGUCUGGAGAUUUAACAUCAACUGAACGCGGAAAAUUUUAUUACGAGACAUUUACUCCCGUUACAGAAGUAACGAAAUUUCUGGUGAGUACUCAAGAACUAUCCCCAGAAAGCGAUGUUCAACAAAAUCCAAUUCAGACAUUUUCGCAAAAAAUAGAUGAACAGGUGGGAAAUGCCGAAAAAGCAAAACACAAGCAAAUGUCGUUAGAACAAAAAACAAUAGAUGAAAUAAAAAAUCCAGCUAAUGACACAAACACUCCUAAAAAACCCAACACCGACACGAUCAUUAAAGUUGAGGAAAAAAUGCAAGAUGCAUGCCUGAGAUUAUCACUUAAUACAGAAGAAGAUCUCGUGAAAUACGAUAUACUCCUCCUAUUAGAAGCUGAGAAAUUAUGGCACGAAAACAAGUCGACAAAAGAAGCAAAUGCAAAAGAAAUAGAAUUAUAUGACUCUUUUUAUAAUAAAUUUGUAUAUUACGAAACCAAUUUAUUACUAAAUUUAGAAUCUUCUUGGCAUGAAAAUAAUGUUAGGAAGUUUAAAGAAAUAGACAUUGCUGAGUCUAAAGGAGAAGAGCAAGAUGUAAAGCUUCAAACUAACGAAACAGAGGAGGUCGUUCCUGCAGGAGUUUAUCAAUUAAUUGAAAAAAGGGAGACAGUUAAAGAAAUUGAGACAGGCGUGGAUUUAGUUCCAAUAGCCAUUUUGACUGCUGAGGAGCAAAUAACUAAUCAAGAAAAGCACGAAUUGAAAGUUGAUGAACAAGAAGUUCAACUUAACCAUUUCGAAAAUAGUUCCUUGGAGGCUAGAGAACAUCGGUCAAGUUCUGAGUUUGAUAUUGUGGAGAAGGUGGUCUACGUAAAUAGGCGCGAAAUAGAAAAUGACGUAAAACAUAUUGAGCCCAUUCUAGAACAAAUAAAUGUUGAUCAACCAAACGUAAACAAUUUAAUAGACUCUAAAACCGAACAACUUGAGUCAGUCUGGACUCCUAACGAAAAAAAGGCGCCUGAAGAAAUAGAUGAAAAUUUAGUAGCGAAUGCUGCAGUAGAAGAUCAGAUACCCGAAGAAAAUCAAAACGAGCCUAUAUCGCGCGUUCAAAUUGCUGCAACAACGCAAUAUAUGGAACAAACAAUUAGUGAAAAAGGGAAUUCACUGAAGGAAACCCAGUUAUCUGACGAAUUUUUGAAUAUAACGCAAGGAGAAUUUGUGAGACAUUACGAUAAUGCGGGCACCCAGUUAACAACCGACACGCUAUUGCAUAAAACUGAAAAACAAUAUUCCUUGUCGCCCGACUCCCCUGAAUUUAUCCCUCAAAGGCCUGCUGAUAACUCGCACGUCGAAACUUCUGAAACAUUUGCAAUUCAAGAAAUUCCUACUGCCGAACCUAAAAAUGAAAUUCAUUCUGAAUUCGAAAAAAUUGUCGAAAAAGCAACCGAAUUUGUUCCCAAAUCAGACGCGUUCUUAAUGAAAGACCCUCGCCUCAAUCCUAAUGCCGCCGAAUUUGUGCCUAUAACUGAACACAAUACUAUCAACCCUGGGUAUGUGGCUUUUGAGCCUGUCCAAGAAAAAAAUUACGAACCGGCCACUUGGCAAUACGGCAAAGCUGUUUAUGACGUUGGCGAAGAUUCUGAUAGAUACGAAAUACCACCUGAUCAUGCUAGUAAUAUAUGGGUAAAUGCGAUUCUCAAAGAACCACAAGAAAAUUUUAAAGUCGCAGAGGAGGUUGAGGCUGCAAAAUUACCUAAGGUAACUCAACCACACAUGGCGAACUAUAUUGAGCAGAACGAAGACAGGGAACGGUUAUUGCUGUUACCUCAAAAUAUUAUUUCCGAAUUACAAACAAGCAAGUCUCCUGAAAUUAUCCCUACUACUACAACCGUAUCCUUGACAACAUCGCAGUUAAUAUCGGAACAAGCGUCUUCCAAAUGCGAACAAGACAUUCAUUCUACAGUUGAAAUAACACAAUUGCCGACGAGUCAGGAAUUUAUUAAACAAGAAUCAGUUCAACUUCCUGGUUCUGCACAAGUGCACCCCAAAGAAGAAUCGAUAGACCACAAAUCCAUCGAGACCGAGUUAGACAAUACACAGUCUGAAGCGUGCGAUCCUCCUCUCAAAUCUGACAAUUUGGAGGAAACGACAAACAUAUGGCAAACGCUUUCAAAAUCAGGCAAAACUUAUGCAGAUGUUGUUGCUUCUAACGUCCCUGAAACUGAAAAGGCCAAUUGCCUUAUCGCUCCCGAAUUAUCUCAAAUUUUGGAAGUACCUGUCGAAAUUACUGUCACCGUAUCGGACAUACUUUCGAAUGAAGCCGACACUAAUACGAAUAAAGACGAUUUUAUUCAAGUGCGUUCAAGAGAAAAGAAACCGAGCUCUAAAUCAAAUUCGACAUCCAUGCAGGGCACGCUUGAGGUAUCCGACACCGAAGAAAACUUGGUAAAGGGGUCUCGAAAAUCUAGACAAAGGCAUAGGGAGUGCCAACCUUCAAUAAAAUUUCAAGAGUCGGAAUCAGUUAAAUUAGUGGAUGCUGAUGCGCCGGAAGAACCACCUACCACCGAAACAACCAUUUUAGAGCAAAACUCUAAAACUAUUACUUAUGCAACUGUACUAGCUUUUAGUAGAGACAGUUCUCCUUUGUCUUCAACGAUAGAAGAUAAAAAAAUCAAACAACCUGAAACGGAUCAAGAAAUUAUGCAAAAAAAAGUAAUAGAAAAACAGCCUAAAAAAUUAAAAUCAAAGCAGAAAGCCAAAACAAUUGUUGAUGUUGUAAAUGUUACUAAUCAAAAGGAAAUUCCCAUUGCAUCAUUAGGAGAUAGUGAUUCAAUUGAAAAACUAGAUCAAAUGACUGAAAAGUGUACGACUACAGAAGAACAAAACUAUGAUCUUGUGGAUGACAAAGUUACCUACGCAACGGUUACAAAAUUAUCAAAAAGUAGGGAAACAUCUUUAGAAAAAACGCAUUCCUCUGUGAACGUCGCCGUGGAGAGCAUCCAAUUGAAAGAAAAUAUGAACUUGACUGAGGAGAGAAAACGAGAAAUGCAGCCAACUCAAAUCACUGAAGAGCAAUUGUCCUCAGAAAAUGACUCGCAAAUCAGCGCAACAAAAAAACAAUCUGAAAAAAAUGUGCUGCCAGAAUGCGUCGAAGCAAUAGACCAAGUUCUACCCUCGGACCACAUAACAUAUGCCAAAGUUCUAGUGGUGGGCAAAAAGAAAAACAAAUAUAGUGCACUGUCAGAUACUGGUGAUUCUGCCGAGUCGAGUCCCGAAAGGUUUGAUGCCCAGGUAAUUCCAGCACAAAAGCCUCAGCCGUCCCAAGCUGAAGAGCAACGUUCUUUUAACAAGCUUGUAGAAAUAACCGUUACCGAUAAUACUACAAACGAACCUAAACAGCUUGAAGUUCCAAAAACCAAAAGCCGAAAACACAGGUCACGAUCUAAAAAUAUAGAAGAACCAAGUUUAGCGGAGACAAUCACUACCAUUAAAGGUGAUGACAAAUUUAACCCUAUAGAACCUCCAACGCUGCAAACACCAUCAAGAACAUGGGCUUCACUUCUAAAAUCGGAAAGUGGCGAAGAUUCCAAAACAGAAAAAGAAUCUAUCGGUGAACAAAAGGCUGAAAUCGAUAGAAUUGAAAGAAAUAAAGAGAGCGAAGAAAAACGAGGUGUAUUUACUUCCAUAUUGUCUUCAGUUAAGGGAAUUGUUACAGGCAAAAAGGGCACAUCUGAGAAAGAAGGUAACACCACGAACAAAAAGAAGCUCAAGAGCAAAAGCAAAGAUUUGAAUGAAUUGUCACCAAAUUCCAAAACACGUUCAACAUAUACAGAGCCAUUUGUAAUAAAUGAAAAGAAUACUACAGAAUGCACCAAUUUGCCAUCUACAGCGCAGGACGAAUGUUCAUGCUCUGAAGGUAUUCGCUCCGCUAACGAACCAGAAACUACCCUCGAUACCGAACCCAUAUCAUCUAGCGACAAAAUACUUCCCCAUGAACCAGAAUAUAGGGUAGAGGAUAUAACCAAAAAUACAUCUGAAGAUCAACGUGAAUUUCAAACGUUACGUGAAAGUCUGAAAUUUCAACAACAUAUAUGUGCAAACCUCAACGAACAAAUGAAUCCUCUUAACAAUAAAGACAAUCUUCACGCUUACUCUAAUAAUCAGAAACCACAGGAUAUCUCCAAUCAAUUUAUUGCCCACGAACGAAACUCUCCUCAACUAGAAGACAAAGAACCCUUACCCAAUACCAAAGACGGUAAGGAAAGCAAGAGUAAAAAACGAAAAGAGAAGGUACGAAAUCAAAAGUCAUAUGAAUCUGAUAAGAGUGAUGUAAAUGAUAAAGCGUCGAAUGAGCCGACAGUUCCCGAGAUAGACUGCUUAAAAGGUGAAGUGACCACGGAUUCCAUUAAACAGGAAUUACAGGAGCACCAAUUGUCUGCGAACGAGCACAGUGCUUUUCAACAAAUGGUGGAAAAUAUUCCUGAUGCGAGGAAAUCUGAUGCAGAUGAAACCUCAAAGAAAAGUAAAAAACGCAAAGACAAACACAAAAAAGAAAAAUCUAAUGAAUCUGAUAAGGGUGGAUUUAUCCAAACAAUAGUAACUAAAAUCUCUGACGUAUUCUCCCCAAAAAAAUCUAAAAAAAUUAGCACCCCGGUCGAUAAAACUGCUGGAAGACAUCUAGCGAAAAAUAUUGAACUUGAUGACUCAUUUUGGAUUUCUAAAUACGUUUAUGAAGAAGCUGAGGAGAACUGGUAUGCUAAAUACCAGAAGCCACAAGAACCGAUAUUGAAAAAGAAAAUUGACUCGGUGGAAGUAUUAACUGCCAACCUGACAAUGGACUCAUUUUGGGUGACGAAAGCAAUAUAUGAUGACGCUGAAGAAAAGUGGUUCCUUGAACUCAGUCAACAAAAGAAAGAACAAAGUAGUUCUUACAUAGAUAGUUUGCCAGAUGACUCAAAUGACAGAGAUGGCGAUUCGGAUAAAUCCAGUGGACGAAACUCACCCAGAAAUGAUUCAGGAGAUCCAGAUAGUUCAAAGGAAGUCAAUUCUGAAUUUUUAAUAUAUAACUUGCCAGGGGGCAUAGCAGGUUGGAAAGACAAAAGCACAUAUUUAUCUCUUGAACCGGUUAAAGAUUUUAGCGAAGACAGUCUUUCUGAAUAUUGCGUGGCGGAUGACCUAAGUAAAACAUCAAUAGACCAAUUUAAAGACAUAUCGUUCCAAAGUGAUUCGGGUUUCGCCGCGAUAACGGAAACCAAAGACAAUAGUUUAAUUGACGAUAAUUCCUUCCAUUCCCUAUCCGAACCUCUAGGGCCCCAAAUGCAGCCAUCAACCACUACAGAGACCGAGUCCAACAAACAACGGAAGAAGGGUUUUAUCAACGAUGUGCAUAAACUUCAACAAUCGCUUACCGCAACCGAAAGCUCAAUAUGCUGUUGGUCCAGUGAAAAUUUCGACGAAAUGCUUGGAGCCUUAGAGAACAUCACAAGCGAUCUGAAAAAGCAUGCUACCGAAGCUAUACGCCUCGAAGGCCAAGUUAAUCUCCUAGGAGCCGAUUAUGAAAUCAAAGAAUUGGAAGCACAUUUAGCAGGCAUAAGAACCAGAAUCGCAACACUGUUAUCCCAGGCAGAAAACGGUAGAAUUUUGGUGAUGAGUGCACGUGAUGCUAGCGUCAAGAAGCAACAACAAAUCAAUGAAUAUCGACAAUUAUUAACCGAAACAGAAAACUGGCUAAAAACUACAGCAGAUACAAUCAGAAGUUUCUCUCAGCCAAAGGACGAACAACAAGCAGAAAAUUAUAUUAUUCGCUGUAGGGUACUUAGCAACGAAUUGAAUGAAAAUGAAAAUAAACUUAUAAAAUUAAAAAAGACUUGCGAAGAGUUAAAAAAGUAUUCGGACCUACAGUCUCUUGUAAUUACGCUAUUGGAACACCUGGAAGAGGUAAUCGUCCUAAUCACAGACCAAAAAUUCAUAGCAAAUACUAGAAUCAGAGCCUUACAAACAGAAUUAUUAAAAUUGCAAGAGCCAUUAAAAACACCCGACUUAUCCCUUGAAGCUACUUUGGAUUCGAGUUCUAUGCCAAUAGAAGAAAUACAAAUUCACGCGGAUAUCAAAAAGACUACAGAAAAUUUUAUCGCCGUUGAGAAGGUGCCUUCUGUAGUGCACAUAGAAACUCAAACUGGAAGAAGUUUGGCGUCUCCUAUUCCUUCACAAAACGAACCCCCGACGAAAGAUUUUUCUGUUGAUUAUAACGAGCCCGUAGACGUGGAGAUACAGACCCAAAUGUCGCAAUCAUCAAAUGGAGCGGAACCAAUACAAAAGGAAACGAUCACAAUUUCGAAACGCACUUCUGGUGCUCAGGAAACCAUUCAAAUAGCAACCAAGCCUAUGACGGACCCUCAACCCAUCGUAGAGGAGCCGGACGACCUAUUCGUGGAAGCCAAUUACAAACGACGACCUGAGUCUGAAACGAAAUUUGCCGAACUCAAUAUUAACGCUCAACCAAAUCAGCCAUUUGAAACGGUAUUUGUAGAACCUGAUGAAACUACCACAGAAGUUAUAGUGGACGCAGAUGGAAGCAAAAGAAUUAUAGUUAAAAAACUCCACAGAACAGUAGUUAGACAGCAACAGUCCUUGCAAAAACAACAAUAUACAACGUUACAUACUCUUAGUGAAGGAGACGGGCCUGCAAUAGCUCAGUCAUUUUCUCAAAUCACUUUGCAAGGUCAACAGAGCACUACAUCAAUCGCUAAAGGUGAUGGCAGAAAAGAAACAUUAACGUCUCAACAAUUUGGAGGAAAAGUUAUGUCAGGUGUUGAUGGAGGGGAUAUUGAAGUGAGAGAAUUUCAAACUGAACCGGAAAUGCAUUACACAGUGUUGGAGGGAUCAAAUAAUCCAGAUGAAGUCAAGCCGGAAGGCUUGAAUCUUCACAAAGGCGACAUUGCGCUAGUCGACAGUGAAUUUAAUAAAAUAGUUCCAAUAGACGAAGCUAAUCUCGUUAUGGAUGAAAGUAAGAUAUGCACCUCAAGCUCAAGUGUAAAAGCAGUAGUUCAACAAGUUACUAGAAGAAUAAUAAGAAAAACUAGGAGAAUAAUUCGAAGAACAGUAAUUAUUGACGGCAAAGAACAUGUAACUGAGGAAGUUAUUGAAGAGCCUGAAGAAGUAGAAGUUACAGAAGAAGGGAUACCGAGGGUGAGUAUAAAUGUCACCCGAACAGAAGAUGGAAAAAUUGUUCAAGAACAGCAUUUUGGAGACACUCAAUUUGAACAUCCCGAAAUUCCAAUUAGCCAACAAACUAAAAGCAUAAUUCUGAGACCAGAUGGACAAUCUGUACCCACACCUUUAUCAACUGACAUAAAACCAGAGGAUGAAAUAUCUAUAGAUGAUCCAAAUAAAGUAUCUGUGCAAGAACAAAAGCUGAGGUACGUGGUAGAGCAAAAUUUAGUUCAUGAGCACAAAGCACAACAAAUUGCACAGAAAGUAGACCCUACAAUUAGCUCUACUAUUAUCAGUGACUUCAUUGAGAGUGAGAGGGUAUCCUAUAGUCCACCAAUUAGUAGUAAAGUUGACGCACCACAAGUUUUUGAAUCAACACCUAAUAUCAAAGGAAAGAGUAAAAAUACCAAAAAGGCUCCGAAAGACGAGCCUCCAGCAGAACAUAAAUCUGAUGAAAGUAGUCAUAUGGUUGAAGUAGAUACUCUCACCUCCACUGAGGAACCAGCACCUACAACUUUUCCAGAAAGGAAUAAAAAGACCAAAACGGCUCCAAAAGACGAGCCUCCAACAGAACAUAAAUCUCUUGAAAGUAGUCAUAUUGUUGAAGUAGACACCCUCUCUUCCACUGAGGAGCCUCUAAAAGAACAUAAAUUUGAUGAAAUUAUUUCUAUUAUUCAAGUAGACACUCUCCCUCUUACUGAACACAUCAUUUCCGCUACAAUCAUGGAUGAAAAGCAGCCCUUAGAGGACACCGUAUCUAAGGAUGAAAAUUUGACCAUACCACUAUUUGAGGUAACUUGCGAACCUCAUUCAACAGUCGUACAAGAAUUUAUUACCAGUGAAACUCAGGAAAUUAGCUCAAGACCCUCGCCCAAAACAAAAAAACGCAGAUUUUCGAAAACCAAAAAAGGAUCCGCUACUCCACGAAUACAAAGUCCUGUUGAAGACACUUCCUCACAACUGGCUGAAAAUGAACCUGAAACAAUUAGUGUAAUACCCAAAGAAAACCUAGGAAACUAUCCAGUAAAUCCUGAAAUUAAUGCAGUUAUUACUCAGGAGAAGCCACUUGACGACUUGGAAGAAAAACAACCCAACAUUUCAAAAAUUGUCAUUCAAACCGCUGUUGAUAGUGACAGACAAGACAACUCGACAAAUAUUUUGAACGUUCUAGAAAGUGAAACAAAAUUAAUGGUUGAAGAAUUGGAACGUCCCAAAGUUGAAGCAAAUUCUGAGAAGUUAGAAGUAGAUAAAUUUGUGGAUAUAAGCAAAAUAGUUCAGUCGGAGAUCCAUGCAAUUGUAUCAGAAUUGCCUGAGCCUUCGAUUGAAAUAAAAGCUGCCGAAAAGAUCACUUUAAAUAAAACUGAAUUUGCAUCAUUAGAACAAGAUUCGGAAAUAUCACCAGCAGCUCCUAUUACUGUAGCUAAAUCAGUUCUUCCAGAAUCAAACACAAUUGUCGACAAAACGGUAAAUAUGGAGUCGAAAGGUGAUAUUGACUUAGAGAUAUUAACUGCUUCCAAACCAACCGGCGGUAGCGCAACCGCCGUUGAAGUUGAAUUUACUAAUUUGGAAUACGAACCAAUGAACAAAGAGGACCUUAUACCAGAAAAAGUUGUUGCAGAAAAGGCGGACAAAACUGCGGAUAAUGAUACAAGAGACAAGAAACCUGCACAAAAAAAUAAAUCGCCAUCAGACAAUAUUUCAAGGAAACCAGUAACCUUUAAAAUUGAAAAACCUGCGAAACAAAUACAAACCUCCAUCGACACUCCCCUACAGGAGGCAAGUUCUCAGGAAACUACUAAAGAUAUAGAUAUUAGUAACCUCAAAUUAGGCUUACAAUCCACAGUCACUUCAAGUUCUACAGAAAUCGAAAAUGUCGGACCACCAGUUCUUCAAGAAUCGACCAUCGAUAGUCACGAAAAUCAUCAAAACACAACGAAAUUAAUCACCGAACCUUCCCAGAAUGUUCAAAUUACACUUUCGUUAGAGGAAAAAUCAAGCAAAUUUGAUGAGGAGGCCGGCAAAUCGGUUACGGAAACUGACAACUCAAAACUAACAUCGAUAACAGAUUUCCUAGAUAAUGAAAGGAAUAACAUUGAAAUGGCCUUAAACUUACAAGAAAAAGGUACCCGGCAUCCUGAUGAAGUCACGAAAAAGUUUAAGCCUGCUCAGAAGGUGGAAUUUGAUCUGUUUUUAGAAGAGAGGCAAAUGGACCCCGAAAUCUCAACGCCCAAAAUAUCUGUUAGUAGCAAACAAGAAGAACAAAUUAUCUCAAAAGAAAUCAAUAUUCAGCUACCAAACGUUCCUGACAUAAAAAGGGAAGAUGGUUUUGAAGUAACUUCAAAUAAAUUUAUCAGAUCAGAAAUAAUCACACCUGUCAUUCCGAAAGCCGAAAGUGAUCAUGAAGAACCAUCAACGCCCAGUGAUAUAGACCAUGGGGGUAGGAAAAGUAAAAAGAAAAAGAAACACAAAAGCACCAGUUCGAGCCCUAUUCAAGUUGAACACCACGUUGUAACUAAAGACGAAUCAGCAACGAAUUCUUUGGCGGAGUCAACUGAAAUUGUUAUAACAGAUUACUCUCAACUUUCUGAAGAAACUCCUAAACCGACCAUAGAAAAUUUGGAUACUAUCGUUAUCGAAACUGAUACUGAAGUUUCAGACAAGGCUCGAGACACCGGUUAUGAAGCGGAUAAGACUACAUUAGAUGAAAGUUUCACAGAAGAGCCUGAUCAAGAAAAGAAAAAAAGACGCAAAAAGAAACGCGGUCAAAAAAUUAAAGUUAAGGAUUCAGAAGAAUCAUAUAUUCCGCAGUCCGCAUACGAAUCUUCUCAUGGUGAAUCUAUACCUUUAACAGAUGACGAUGUUAAAAGGGAAUCAACCGGAAAAACUGAAGAAGCAUCAAAAAAAUCAAAAAAACGUAGGAAGGGUAAAAAGAAAUGUGAGGAAUCUGAUGCACAACCGUUGACCGAAGAAGAAAUUGAUGAAGAGCAUGAAACAGCUGAAGUUGACUCUACGGAAGCGGAAGGUUCACCUAAAACUCAUCCCAUUGCUUUCCUAGCUCAGAACGAAACAUUGGCAUCUCCUACCGAAUCAGUUGAUACGUUAUCAACGCAAACAGAACCAAGAACAGUUAGAAUUAUAGAGGAGAAAAUUUUAAGCAGACCGGCUAGUGAAUCUCCUCAAAAUAUUGUCACGGAAAUAGUUAAAACAGUGCCGGUUUUAGAAACAGUUUUAACUCAAGAAUUUAAUACGCAAACUACCCCACUGCCUUUAUCCCCCGUAAAAUUAUCAACGGACCAAUUCAUCGUCGAGGAAAAAGCACUCGCAGAAUCAGUUUCUGCUCAAACCUCGCCCGAACCUAUUGGGGAAACUAGCCACACUUCAAUACAAACUAUUGAUAAAAUUUUUACCGAAGCAGAAGUAAUUGCUAAACCGGAGGUUGAAGAAACGGCAACCCAAGUUUUAUCUGAAGUAUCUGAGGUUAUUACACAGACUAGUCCUAACGAACAGUCUUCACUGGAAUCUGUUGGUAAAGUAACAUUAGAAGCUUCAAUUCAAACGGCAAUGCAGGAACAACAAGAAACUAUAGACGAGGAGGUACAAACAUUUAAUGGGCGUUUCACGGAAAUGUCGAAAGUUGAAUCGGCCGUUCAAACAAUUAAGCCGGAAAUUAAAGAAGAUUUUGUACAAACCAACACUCCAGAGUCGAUUUCUUCUAUGGAUAUUUCUAACCAAGCACAACCCGAAACGACCGAGUUAUCAAUUCAAACAUCACCUGAACCAGUUCAGGAACAAAUUAUAAUCAGUUCACCAAAAGAAACAACGGAAACAGUUACCCAAACCUCUCCAGUGAAGGAUAGAGGGACAGCAGAUGCAAUAGUGGUUGAAAAAGCCGAAUCAAUAACCCAGACGUCUCCCAUAGAAAAUGCAGAGGUAUGCGCUGAUCAGGUAGUUUCACAAGCUACCCAUGACAAAAUUGAAACUAGUGAAACUAUCGUUCAAACUUCGCCUGUAGGAAUAUAUGAAAUAACAGAGGUUCCAACGCCUACUUCCAAUUCGAGUAAUAUAGAAGACUACGAAAUUCAAGUUAAAGCUCUUUUGACAGUACCGACGGAUUCAUCAGAAGCAAUAAGUUUAUCUGAAAUUGCAGAACAAAAGAUUACAAAAUCAAAAGCCAAAUCUACCUCUGAUUACAGUUCACCCAGUGAAUAUUCGUCGGACGAAUUUGAUGUUCAUAUUAAAGUUGAAGAUCAGUCACACAAAUUCUUAUUAAAUGAAAGAAAAGAAGGCAGAGCCGAGAAGAAGAAAAGAAGAAAACAACCUGAACGGCGAACGGAAAAUGAACCAUUGGAUGAUAAGCAGAAGAAUUUGUUCACGGUGUUCCAUAGGCAAGCUUCAGGAUUGGAAGUUACAAAUUCUGAAAAACUCUACCCAGAGAAGCUACAGGGUUCCGUACCAUCAACUCCAAAGGCAGAAGUAUUCUCGAAAAUAAUUACCGAUUUGGAUGAUGGCAAAGUAAAACAGCUAAAGGGUAUUACUAAACCUAAUACAAAAACAGAAAAAAAUAUUUCUGAUCAAGAACAUUUCCCAAAAGAUUUCAAAGCGUCAAUCAAUAUUAACUUAAACCAACCAGAAAACAUUAAAGACGUCGAAAUUACAAGCAGAGAUCAGUUUGCAGUAAUAAAAAAUAAUGAUGCCAUACCUCAAAAGAGUGCUUUCACUGUAGAUACUGUUAUUACAGAAGCAGAACUAAAGGAAAAUACGCCUGAACCGGAUGUAUUGCAAUUCGAAGCAAAUCCAGAUGUUGUUUCAACAGUGGACUUUUUACUACAGGAAAUACAACCGGAACCAAAUACCAUUUUAAUCCAUGAUGAACCUGUCAAUCUUGAUCAGUUAGCCGAGUCCGAAUUAUCUCAAAUUACUAGAACUGAGGAAUUAAAACCGAGACGCCCAUCUAGAUCCAAAGAUAAGAACAAACACGUUCCCUCUGUAACAAUAGAGGAAAUCGAAGGGCCCGGAUCUAAAGAAGUAGUACCAUCAGUGCAUGAAAAAGGUCCAGCAACAUUUGAGGAAAUCAAUAUCAAAUGGAACCAAGCACAGUCAUUAGAAAGAAUGAAAAAUUUACAAAAUGCGAAAAAAACCACCCACUUAUCUAACAUUUUGUAUUUCGCAACAUUGAGUGAAGUGUCAACAGAUCUCAGUAUAGAACAGCGCACCGGCAAUGUUGAACAAAAUAUAGAAAUCUUGAAAGAAGCCGUUGGGAGAGGAGACGUAAUCGUUAUUCAGCAAAGCGUGAUCACCACAGUAGAAACCAUUACAACUUGGCUUGAGACAAUAGAAUACAGAAUUUAUGUAAAUCGGCAGCAAACUUCGGAUGGUCCUUCGAAGGAAAGAGUUGAGGAAUUCGUUACAUUAAAACAAGAAAUUGCAAAUAUUGAAGACAAGGUUGAUGAACUUCAGCUCGUGCUGCAAUUGGCGGAUCCAAUUUAUAACGAAGAAGACCGGGAGAGAAUGAAAAGUUACCUGGAUUCUCUUCAGCAACAAGUCAAGAUUAUCGAAGAAGUCACGGAAGAAAACGAACAGCUAGCUUCAGGUGACUUGAGGCGGUGGGAAGAUUUUAUUCACGGAGUAUCCAAUGUAUCUGAAGGAAUUCAUAUUCUACGAAGGCAACUGAGUGAUCUCAAGGAGUCUGAUGCUUCGCCGCAAACCAAACUGAAUGAAUUGGAAGAACUUGAAAACUCAAAUAGGGGUUACAUGUUAAAAUGUGUGCACCUAAUUACCACCGCCAAGAGUUUAAUGAGAGAUUUUCCUGGCAGAAAAAUACCAAAAGACGUGUACGUUAAUCACGAUUUAACUAAACAAUUAGAACAUUCAAUCACACUAGAACGAGAUAAGGCUCUCCAAUUCCUCUCUCUAGCGGACGAGUACGAACAAACUCUAAAAGAGUUCAGCCAGAUUAUAGAGAUCGCCGAAGUUUUAGUUGAAAGUUCAAUUACUGUUAAAAACUUGGAACACCUAGAAGAUGAGAUGCAGAACCAUCGCAAAUUUUUUGUCAACCUCAGUCACUGUCGAGCGAUCUUAGAAUCCCUAGAGGAGAACCUUGAUUCCGAAACAAGAACCUGCCAUUCCAAACUCCAUCAAGAUCUAUACGAACGUGCUCGAAUAAUUCUUGAUAAAUCGACAGGAAGGUUUCAACUUAUGUCUCUUGCAGCGUCUAGAUGGACGAUUCUGGAACAAGGUACCAGAGAAGAAAUGAAAUGGUUACAAGUCGCUCAGCAACGCGUGCCGGAUCUAAAUAGUGUCACGUCUUCCGAUUAUGAUAGAUAUAUCGAUCUACACCAUUCUUUAGCUGCCGACAUUGCUCAUCAUCACGGAAAACUACAACAUUUGAACGGCGUCGCUCAGAAAUUGCAAGAGCUCGUGCAAUGCGCUGGCUUAGAGCAAGCUUAUUCGGAAUCCCUGGAAAUUAUUACUAAACUUCAAGAAGAUGUGCAAAACAAUUUGACGCGACUCUUAGCAUUUGGUGAAUCGUGGACGAAUUAUAAUAUACUAAGUGACAAAAUCGAGCUCUGGUUAAAAGAUGCCCAAGUCCAGCUUAGACAGCUGGAAAUACCUUCAGGCCCUAGAGGACAUAUGAGACAAUUUUGGGAACUCAAAGCCCAACACGAAGUACACAAUGAGGCACGUCUAAAUUCCACGAAAUGCCUAGAGACGUCUCUUCAGAUUGUUCCUAUAUCAGACGAAAUGUUACAGCGCAAAUUUCAUUCGGAGUUGCAGUCAGAAUGGCAAAAAGUAACGGACAGAAUCAACGAAUUACACAAUUCAUUUAUCAGCACUAUAUCAGCACCCGAUGUGCCUGUUAACGAAAAACUUACACUACUUGAGCAAGAACUGCAAGAUCUUAAGUUAGAUAUCGACGGAUUGGGUGGAGUGAUAAAACGAGAAGAAGAAUUAAGUCUUUACGUAGAGAGACUGCAAAUUAUGUCGUCACGCUUGGAAACGAUUCAAAAUGAAUUGGGAAAACUCGGACUUUUAUCGGUCACAGAAUCCGACAAAGUCGGAACUCUCUUAGCCCUGUCCAAAAGGUUAGAGACCUCUAUUAACGAAGAACUGGAAGGAGGAAUACUAGUCAAGGAACGUCUUCAAGCAAUUCAAAAAGGUUUGACUCGGGUACGACGCAAACACUCGGAAUUAAGUAAGACCUUGGACGCAUGUGAAGGUGCCGAAAAAAUGGGCAGCGAUGCAUUGGAGAAAUCCAUUAGCGAGUGUUACGAAGUUGGCGAAGAAUUGGUAACUCUCUGGCAAGACUUAAUGGGUUUAAGGCAGCUGUUGCACACUUUACCAAUGAGGCUUAGAGCUACAGUGUCUCCAGUAAAAGUGGAGAGAGAUAUUUCUCAACUGCAGGAUGAUCACACAUCAUUGGAGAAACGAUGCGGUCAAAUAUUAGCGUUGUUGAGAAGUCGACUGGUACUUUGGCAAAGAUUCGAGCGUCAGUUGGAACUCGUACAACAAAGCGUCCAGGAAGCCGACUUCAUGAUUGAGAUUUUGACUGUUCAAGGAACUGUGGACUAUGAAAGACUAAGAAAGGCAACGGAGCGUCUAGAGAGUGUGUCGGGAGAUUUAGUUUCUCGCGAGAGUUUAGUUUCGGAACUCAAAAACGUUGCGCAGCCUUUAGCCGACACGUGCGCAGAAGAGGUGGCAUCGAAGGUCCAAGCCGCCGUAGAAGAGGCCGUCACCGCUUACAAUACCACCUGUAGCAAUUUGAAAGAACUGUGCACCAAGUAUCAGAACGCUGCCGAACUUUGGAAACGGUACAAGGAUGCAAGCGAUCUUGUAAAAGAAUGGAUUGAGAAUCCUAUGGAGUCGGUCGACGGUUUGCCCCCAGAAGAAGCACUCGCGAAAGUAAAGCACCACGAAGAAGUCCUGUCCGCUCACACGAGACGUCUCGCGGAUCUUCAGGAGUUGGUGUCCGAUAUAGCAUCGGCAGUUGGCUUGGACGCGAAAGCUUUGUUAGGCGGUGAAGUGGAAGCGCUAGGUAAACGCCUUGAGGAUGUCCGCCAGUCCCUCACGGUUCUCGCGGACAUCGCGGAGGCCAAAUCUAGGACCAAGAACGACUCCGACAACGAAAUUGCGGACACCAAGCAUUACUUAAACUCCGUGCAAAAGAGCAUCGGAGAUAUACAACAAGGUGAUCUAGAUGCAGACACCGAACAAAAGCUACAAUCAUUAAGAGACCAUAUCGUAGCUCUCGGCAAAGCGGAAUGUCAAAUUCAAAAAAUCAAGGAUAAAACUCUUGAGAUAUCGACAACAAAAACAGACACAUCUGUUGUGGAAGUUUUGGAACUUUGGCAGCAACUUUUCAGGGAAACUUUCCAACAAUAUCACAGGUUAAGCGCCAGGCUUGUCAAGAAUGAAGAUGGUGCAGCGGCUUUGCGACUGUGGCAGGAAUAUUUGUUUAACGUGCAACAAUUCCUCCAAGGAACCAUACCUGGGGAUUAUCAAAGCCUUUUCGAACAUCAACAUUUGUGUCAGGUUCAUCAAAAUCUUUUAACGACUCAACAAAAUGUUCUAAAUCCAGUCGAUUUAAAAAGCAAGCAAUUGGCUAGUGGAUUAGUCGAGUCUAGCGUUAUGGAACAGUUUAAUUCAUUGACUAAUCUUCAUAACGAAACACUAUCAAGGAUCAUGGAAAGACAUAAUGAGGUUCAAAUACGACUUGACACAUGGGAAAAAUAUAGAGCCGACCAGGGUAUGUUACUGGAGUGGUUGAAGAACUUGGAAAAGGAACGUGAACAUAUGCAGCUUAGAUAUUUACAUGUCAGACGCAUCCCAAAAGUUAUGAACAAAAUACAAAACCUAUUGGAAAAAAUUCCGCAGGGAGAUAAGCAGGCACAAGGCUUGCAAGGGCAACAAAAUAUUAUUUUGCAGUUCUGUGAUGACGCUCUGGCCACUUCCAUUAGAAUGGAACACGCUGCUAUAAAACAAAGAAUCUCUAACCUCCAAGCUGGCCUGGAAACAUGGAAGCAAUUUUUGGAACGUAUUUCGAAACUAGUCAUUACCCAUGAGGAUCGCGUGAAAGUGGUGCAAAAGUUAUUUGAUGGCAUCCAAGCUAUUAUCAAUGAAUCUCAAAGCCAGUUGCCAGCGUCGCAUGCCGGUAUUAGCAAUAGGCUAGAGAUACUUCAAAGAACAAGAGAAAGACUGAACUACGCUAUCAAAGAUUUGGAGCAGUUAGGUUUAACACAAGAGCAAUUGAAAGAGUGCCUUAGUCCGUCAGACAUAAAAACUAUCAAUCAAAGAAUGUGGCUGUGUUGGCAUCAGCAUGGUGAUCUGGAUCACCAGCUGUCGAGGAUAUGCCAUCAAUUAGAAGAAAAACUAGGAAUUAGAUCUAUGUUUGAAACCAGACAGGCAAGGUUUAUUGCCUGGGCUGAUGAAUUAGAACGACGAUUGGACCAAGAGACUGAUAAAAGCCAAAUUGAUCCAAAAGAGUUGCUACGAAAACUCGAAGUGGAGUUACAGGCAGAAAUGGCGUUAAAAGGAAGAGAAUAUGAUUGGUUGGUUAGAGUGGGAACCGAACUUGUUGAGUGUUGCGGAGAAGAAUACGCAGAUGUUACAGCAAAACAAAUCAUUCAGGCAAGGACGGAUGACGUUCAAACAAGAUGGGAGAGAUUAGAAAAUCUUGGAAAGAGUCGAGCUAACAAAAUUCACGAUACUAUUCAAACAAUGGUUCAACUGGAGGAAAGGAUACAACAGAUAAGAGCAUGGUUGAGUCAAAUCGAAGUUCAACUUGCAAAACCUGUAGUUUUUGAAUCAUAUAACAAGGAAACUAUUAACAGAAAACUUCUAGAACAUGAAAAAUUGAAAAAAUCUAUCGAGAAUGAAAGCGGCAACAUUGGCGAAAUAUUGAACUUAUGUGAGCUAUUGUUAGUUGAUUCUACCGUUUCUAGAACUCAUUUUUCCACUGAAAAUCUAACUAACGCUAUCCAAAAUCUAGAGAAAAGGUGGAAGAUUGUUUGUGGUCAAUCGGCUGAGAGAAAAAGAAUGAUUUCUUUUGUUUGGAAGUUGUUGCAAGAAGUACUUAAGCUUAGUUCAGAGCAGGAAACGUGGAUUUCAGAGAAGGAACAAAGAUUAAAAGAGUGUGAUAGGCACCUUCAAAAUCAAAAUAAAGAUGAGCUACAGCAAUUAAUUUACCAAAUCGAAAAUGAACUCAAGGAUAUAGAAUCUCGGUCACCAGCUUUGCAAAUUUUAGAACAGACAUACUCCAAAUUAGUCAGAGUAAGCGGCACUGAGCCGGAGAAUAUUCAAGAACUAACGUCACGGGCACGAGUAAUUACAGCUAGGUGGGAUAAUCUUCUUCCAAAAGCUAGAAGCAUACUUCAAGGAUUGCAAAAUGAAUUGGCACCUUUUAAAGACUUUGCUAUUGCACACGAAGACGCUGUUGUCGAAUUGAGUAAAAUCGACGGAAUGUUAACUGAACUACAACAUUUGGAAAACCCUAAAAACGUGCCAGCAAAAGAACGUCUGAAACGAUUAGAACAAUUGGAAAGUUUGUUUAGUUGUCAAACCCCCACCUUGGAGGCUGCAGAUCAACUGGGACUUGAGAUCAUGCAAAAGAGCAAGCCGGAUGAAGUGAAGCGGAUACAAGAGAUGAUAGACGAAUAUCAGGUUCUUUCUAAAGACAUUUCGGAGAGGAUAACAAUUUUGAAAACUGAACUACAAACAGAAAUUCUGACGAUUCCUAGAGAGAUUGAUGAAAGUGUACAAGUAGAGACCUUGAAGUUUGAACAAGAUACCGCCGUUCAGGUCAACACUCUUCCCCUUCAGUUACAAAGAAUGACUUCGAUCAGCGCAAAGGACGCUUAUUUGGUUGAAUUGGAAGCUGGCAUUAGUGAAUGUAAGGCAAACCUCAGCGAACUCCAAACCUUCGUAGAUAAGGAGAUCCCAAAGCAGGGUUCAUCCGAAUUACCCAUCAGCGGAAAGAAAAUGGCAAAACUUACUGCUAAGUCGCAAGCAAGCGUGGAAUUGAUUACUCAUUUGAACAAUCUGCUUCUAAAUGAAUGCAACGCAUCAACUGAAGAAGCUUGUUCUGAAGAAGUCAACACUCUUACUGAAAUAUUCCAAACUUUACUGGUUAGAGCGAAAGAAAAGGAGGAUAAACUAAGGGAGCUAAGAACUACUAUCUCAGAUGCUUAUAACCUCCUAUGCCAACAUGAAGCUGGUCGACUAUUGUGUCCAUUGUGCACUAAGCGCAACUGGGCCCAGUUGGACAAUGAUCUAUGGCGUCUAGAGAAGUGGCUGCAGGUCGCAGAAGGUACUUUAAAAUCGCUUAAAAACCUGCCGUCAAAUAUUGAGCAGUUGGAGGACAUCAUUCAAGAUCACCAUGAAUUUUUACUCGAUUUAGACAGUCAUAAGAGCAUUAUAAGGUCACUGAAUAUCGUGGGAACACAUUUAGCAGACCACUCUGAGGAUUCUGCUAAAGGUGAGGAGCUGAGAUCUAGGCUAGAAAGUAACAACAGAAGAUGGGAUACCAUAUGUAGAACAGCUACCAAUUGGCAAAUCCAAUUGCAGAAAGCUCUCAUGGACAAUCAACAAUUUCACAACAUCAUUGCCGAACUGUGCAUUUGGCUAGAGCGGAACGAGCGUAAAAUUCGCGCUUCAGAACCGGUAGAUCUUACAGCGUCAAUCGAAACCAUCGAAGCGAAAUUCCAAAACUUCCUCGAGCUCAGAGCAGAACUGGAGAGAUGCGAACCACGCGUUUUGAGCCUCCAAGAGGCCGCCAACCAGUUACUCCGCGAAGACGACGCUCCAGAAGGUUCGUCCGUGAUUUGUCGGCGACUGACAGAGUUGAGGCUUAAACUUCAAUCAUUAAUAAGACUGACAGUUGUAUAUACGUUGAAAUUGGGAGCAGUAUUAGGUCGAGAUCCUAACGAAAUAGGCAUGGCUAUGGUAGCCAGUUCGAAUACAGGUUCUCCGUUGCAAGCCAUUAACUACGAUCUUUUGGACCAAGCCAGCGGGGACCAUCCAUCGACAUCGGCACAGGGCGAUGACGCUUCCAAUGGCACUGCAGAUGACUCGCAGAUUAACACGUCUGUCUUAAGACGCGGAUACCGUUUCUUGGGUAGAGUCGUCCGAGCGUCUGUACCAAUUCAAGCUUUGAUGUUAUUACUACUUGGAGCCGCUUCAUUGGUUCCCUUUAAUGAAGAUGAUUACUCUUGUUCUCUAGUAAACUCAAUAGCUAACAGUCUAACUCCGACACUGAGGUACAACGACGGGUCGCCCCCGAUUUAAAAUACUCAAUAACACCCUCUAGUUUGUAGUCCAGAAUUCAUUCCAUUUUUUUACAAAAAAUUGAAAUUUUGUUACAAGAUUACCCGCUCUAAUUUAACGAUCGUUUGAAUCCUUUUGUACUUUUGUUACUUAAUAAGUUGUAAGUUUUUUUAUUGUAAAUAAUGUGACUUAGGACUUGUACUAAAAUAUCAUGGCAGCUUUGAUCAUGGUAUAUACCUAUAAAACUAGCUACGCCUACAACAAAUGAGACGCUUUAUUAUGUGACAAAGCUGUUUAGUCAAAUGUGAUGCCCAAAAUAGACUGUCUCAAUGUAUCCAUAUAUUUACGGCAAGAAGGAAUGUAAAUUUAUAUUACUUGUAUAUUGGGAAUAGUGCACAAAUAAGUUUAAUAUAUAUUUUAUAUCGUUGUUUUAUAGUUAUGCAGGAUGGUUGUGUAACCGAGAGAUUUUAAUUUCUAAAUUAAAAGUGUGGAACACUUUCGUUAUAUAUUUUCCUGUAUUUAUCCGCCCAAUAAAAUUGACAGACAAUUGCGCUGGAUGAUCUCUCCACAGACAGUGCAGUGUGUUCCUCCAAUGCGAC
Molecule: messenger RNA, 52827 nt
Organism: Cylas formicarius (sweet potato weevil)
Lineage: Eukaryota; Metazoa; Arthropoda; Insecta; Coleoptera; Brentidae
Gene: Msp300
Product: muscle-specific protein 300 kDa
Exons: 41
Coding region: 116-52249 (17377 amino acids)
Biological process (GO): nuclear migration
Cellular component (GO): nuclear outer membrane; meiotic nuclear membrane microtubule tethering complex; cytoplasm
Molecular function (GO): actin filament binding
Source: RefSeq, a predicted model, not a curated record